AUGCGUGACAGCAAUACCAGACAGAGAAAGAAAGAGAAAGAGAUUGUGAUUGAGAUGGAGCAGUUGAAAGAGUUGAAGAGGGCAAAAAGAAGAAAGGUCCAAUCAGCAGGUCAACUAUUGACCCCCGUCCAUGCCUUUCAGACCAUGCCCAUCCCUCUCUUUUCUUCCUGUCUUCCUUUUUUAUUUUGAUUUGGAUCCUGAUUGACAGAUGGUUGUGUCCCCUUUAGGCCUGAUCUCUCAUGAAACGAGACGGAGGGAGAGGAUAGAAAAAGACAGAGGAGUAAUCAGCAGGAGCAGGGCAGCGAAUAUCUCUGUCAUGCUGAAAGUUCUGUUAUAUCCAUAACCAGCCUUCAAAGACUGAGAGAGCAAAGCUAAAAAGACUCAAGGGGUGUUUUUCAAAAUGCUCAGAGCACGCAAAUUGGAGCACGGGAGGGUCGGAGUAUGAGUCCAAAUCAAAGUGUGCGAAAUAGAGCACGGAGGGCAGUCCGUUUGUACAUAUUUUGAAGCAUGCAUCGAUGCAAACUUCAAUGGAAAGUAUGCAAUUAAAUAUGACGCAACCACAUAAAAAUGACGAAAUAUUUCGGAAAAUCAAUGGCGGCCAUUAUUUGAGCUGAAGCAAGAGAAAAUACAGUGCCUUGCAAAAGUAUUCAUCCCCCUUGGCGUUUUUCCUAUUUUGUUGCAUAACAACCUGUAAUUUAAAUUGAUUUUUAUUUGGAUUUCAUGUAAUGUACAUACACAAAAUAGUCCAAAUUGGUGAAGUGAAAUGAAAAAAAUAACUUGUUUCAAAAAAUUCUAAAAAAUUAAUAAUGGUAAAGUGCAUAUGUAUUCACCCCCUUUGCUAUGAAGCCCCUAAAUAAGAUCUGGUGCAACCAAUUACCUUCAGAAGUCACAUAAUUAGUUAAAGUCCACCUGUGUGCAAUCUAAGUGUCACAUGAUCUGUCACAUGAUCUCAAUAUAUAUACACCUGUUCUGAAAGGCCCCAGAGUCUGCAACACCACUAAGCAAGGGGCACCACCAAGCAAGCGGCACCAUGAAGACCAAGGAGCUCUCCAAACAGGUCAGGGACAAAGUUGUGGAGAAGUACAGAUCAGGGUUGGGUUAUAAAAAAAUAUCAGAAACUUUGAACAUCCCACGGAGCACCAUUAAAUCCAUUAUUAAAAAAUUGAAAGAAUAUGGCACCACAACAAACCUGACAAGAGAGGGCCGCCCACCAAACCUCAUGGACCAGGCAAGGAGGGCAUUAAUCAGAGAGGCAACAAAGAGACCAAAGAUAACCUUGAAGGAGCUGCAAAGCUCCACAGCGAAGAUUGGAGUAUCUGUCCAUAGGACCACUUUAAGCCGUACACUCCACAGAGCUGGGCAUUACAGAAGAGUGGCCAGAAAAAAGCCAUUGCUUAAAGAAACAAAUAAGGAAACACGUUUGGUGUUCACCAAAAGGCAUGUGGGAGACUCCCCAAACAUAUGGAAGAAGGUACUCUGGUCAGAUGAGACUAAAAUUGAGCUUUUUGGCCAUCAAGGAAAACGCUAUGUCUGGUGCAAACCCAACACCUCUCAUCCCCCCGAGAACACCAUCCCCACAGUGAAGCAUGGUGGUGGCAGCAUCAUGCUGUGGGGAUGUUUUUCAUCGGCAGGGACUGGGAAACUGGUCAAAAUUGAAGGAAUGAUGAAUGGCGCUAAAUACAGGGAAAUUCUUGAGGGAAACCUGUUUCAGUCUUCCAGAGAUUUGAGACUGGGAUGGAGGUUCACCUUCCAGCAGGACAAUGACCCUAAGCAUACUGCUAAAGCAACACUUGAGUGGUUUAAGGGGAAACAUUUAAAUGUCUUGGAAUGGCCUAGUCAAAGCCCAGACCUCAAUCCAAUUGAGAAUCUGUGGUAUGACUUAAAGAUUGCUGUACACCAGCAGAACCCAUCCAACUUGAAGGAGCUGGAGCAGUUUUGCCUUGAAGAAUGGGCAAAAAUCCCAGUGGCAAGAUGUGCCAAGCUUAUAGAGACAUACCCCAAGAGACUUGCAGCUGCAAUUGCUGCAAAAGGUAGCUCUACAAAGUAUUGACUUUGGGGGGGGGGGGGGGGGGGGGGGGGGGGGGGGGGGGUGAAUAGUUAUGCCCGCUCAAGUUUUCUGUUUUUUUGUCUUAUUUCUUGUUUGUUUCACACACAAAAAUAUUUUGCAUAUUCAAAGUGGUAGGCAUGUUGUGUAAAUCAAAUGAUACAAACAUCCCAAAAAUCAAUUUUAAUUCCAGGUUGUAAGGCAACAAAAUAGGAAAAAAGGGGGGUGAAUACUUUCGCAAGCCACUGUACACUCCGACUUCGGCAUGAAAUGUUGCCUAUUCACAUAUCAUAUGUUGCCUGACUACACUAUUUUAUCUUGUUAUGUUAAUAAAUACAUGCUGUGUUAAUUGUGGCAUGGUUGCCUGCCUACAAUGCCCACUGUAGUGUGCGUAGGUUGUAAGCCCAUAGUAAGUCAAUAGAGCUAACUGGCUAACUACUACUGUUAGCUAGCCAGAUAGCCACAAAUAAUUGUUAGCUAGCUAUCCACAAAGAAUUGACCUCUACCUUGGAUAACAUUGGUUUUAGGUAAUUUUUGGCAGUUAUACUAUCUGGUUAGCUACAUUAUUACGAUUCACAUAUAGCAACAACUGGUUUGAUACAUUCACCUCUGAAGGUAAAUAAUGUACUUACAUUCAGUAAUCUUGCUCUGAUUUGUCAUCCUAAGGGUCCCAGAGAUAAAAUGUAGCAUAGUUUUGUUUGAUAAAAAUCCAUUUUUAUAUUCAAAUGUAGGAACUGGGUUCUACAGUUUCAACCCCUGCUGUCUCUGGCUCCACACCCACCCCGCCCGGCCAUCUAGAUGUGUGAAAGUUAGUGUAUAAGCUAAUGAUCCAUCAUGUAUGAAAUUCCUGGGAGUGUGUAAACUUACAUUUUGUAUUACCAUAUCAUUUUUGUAUGUUCUCUAUAGUUAUGUACUUGAAAAUGUAUCAAUUGACCAAUUCGGCACAUUUGGGCAGACUUGAUACAAAAUAGUCCAGUAUUGCAAUGAUUCACUGGAUCAAUCUGAAACUUUGCGCACACACUGCUGCCAUCUAGUGGCCAAAAUCUAAAUUGCGCAUAAACUGCAAUAUUAUAUUGUGGCCUUUCUCGUGCAUUUCAAAGAUGAUGAAAAUCAUUUUUAUUAUCUUUUACCAGAUCUAUUGUGUUAUAUUCUCCUACAUUAAUUUCACAUUUCUACAAACUUCAAAAUGUUUCCUUUCAAAUUGUAUCAAGAAUAUGCAUAUCCUUGCUUCAGGUCCUGAGCUAUAGGCAGUCAUUUUAGGUGAAAUUUUAAAAAUAAGGGUCAGAUCCUUAAGAGGUUAACUAGCUAGCUGGCUAGCUAGAUUACGAUUCACAUAUAUCUAGCUGUUAAAUAUGAAGUAAAAUGUUUUCUUUGUGUCUAUCUUGUUUUCGUCUCUAUUGUUGCCAUUGUCCUGGCUGGAAGAAGGUUCAGUGAAUGGGGAGGUGAAUGGGGAGGUGAAGCGUGAGGUAAUACAGUAGGGGGAGUGCGAGUGCUUCUCAAAUGAAAUGUUUUAUGCAUUCUCCACACUCUCGUCCUCACAAGAACGUACUCAAGAGAACGUCCUCGGAGAAUGCACUUGGAGCAUGAGAGUGUGGAGCACGGUAGUAUGCAUAUUGAGAAACACCCAAGGUCUCAAAUACACACACACACACGCACACACACACGUACACGCACACAUGUUCAUGCACACACACACAGCUCAAAAUAUAUAUGCCCUUUUGAAUCAAACGAAAGGAGAGAGCAUGUUUGAAGAGCUGAUAUCCUCAGAUGUAUUUUUCAGAUUCUGUGUUUAUGCAGGUGCACUGGUUUAUGAGCCUGAAUGUGUCUCAUAGCUCUAAGCAGGUUUGACAGCUCAUUCACUAUAACUUUUCUCUACUGUUUAAAAUACAGUCCAGAUGUUCUCUUUCUGUCUCUCCUACCUGUGUUGGAGGAACAUCCAUCUCACUGCUACAGUAUGUAUCCCAAAGUGCUGGUCUUUACUGUUUGGUAUUAGUUCUCUCCUGCUGUUCUCAUUGUAUUUCUUAAAGAGGUUGGCCUGGGAAUGAUAUCCAUCCUCACUACACCUUUAUGUUCUCCUAUCCCUCUAUUUGUGAAGACUUCUGUGUCCAUUCCCCUGGAGAGGGGUGAGAAUGAUGAUGUCAUGUGACGAACCCAACAUGUGCUUGUGAUUGUAAACCCUUAAAUUGUCAUAACAAACCAAUUAGUCUAUAAGACUGGGCAAGAUGUAAUGGUCUUCUUGGUUUCGAUUAUAAAGAGAAUGGUCACCAUUCAAAUGAUUUAUAUGGACACAGCACAUAUGUUCAAUACAUUUGACAUCCAGCCAUAGUACCAUUAAAUGUAAACUAUUUAGCGUAGUUACCAUGAUACUAAAGUUGGGACAGGACGAGACCCCCCUGGUCAAAACAACCCUUGUACCCCAAAACAAUCUCACCCAAAACACCCCAGAAUACAUGCCAAGCCUUAUACUGCCCUUGACUAGGGCUCAUGUUGACCUUUGACAUCUACCCAUAUCACAUUAACUUUUUUAUGGUCAUGUUUUCUAACUCACAUUGGUAUGCGUUGCCAAAAGCCAUUGCCAAAAUGCAUAGACAUGCAUCGAUGGCGCACACACACACACAAACAUUCCCCCUCUCAAUUGCAGUACUUGGUGGUCAGAUACAUGACAGACUCUAAUCCACAAUGAGCCACUCUAUCACUCUGUGAUAAUGGGAUUCAGGAAGUUUGCAUUGUUGUCUGACUUUGUUUUUGCUCUCUCUGAGUUGAUUAUUUCCCCUUUAUUACUUUGGGUCCCCCGCUUCCAGCUCCUAGCCCAGCGGUUCCCAAACAAGGGGUCGUGACCCAUGUAGGGUUGCUUGAUACACUACAUGACCAAAAGUAUGUGGACACCUGCUCAUCGAACAUCUCAUUCCAAAAUCAUGGGCAUGUAGUGUAUCAUGUAGUUGGUCCCCCUUUGCUGCUAUAACAGCCUCCACUCUUCUGGGAAGGCUUUCCAUUAGAUAUUGGAACAUUGCUGUGGGAACACUGAUGUUGGGCGAUUAGGCCUGGCUUGCAGUCGGCGUUCCAAUUCAUCCCAAAAGUGUUCGAUGGGCUCUGUGCAGGCCAGUCAAGUUCUUCCACACCGAUCUCGACGAACCAUUUCUGUAUGGACCUCGCUUUGUGCACGGGGGCAUUGUCAUGCUGAAACAAGAAAGGGCCUUCCCCAAACUGUUGCCACAAAGUUGGAAGCACAGAAUCGUCUAGAAUGUCAUUGUAUGCUGUAGCGUUAAGAUUUCCCUUCACUGAAACUAAGAGGCCUAGCCCGAACCAUGAAAAACAGCCCCAGACCAUUAUUCCUCCUCCACUUAACUUUACAGUUGGCACUUUGCAUUCGGGCAGGUAGCAUUCUCCUGGCAUCCGCCAAACCCAGAUUUGUCCAUUGGACUGCCAGAUGGUGAAGCGUGAUUCAUCACUCCAGAGAACGCAUUUCCACUGCUCCGGAGUCCAAUGGCGGCAAGCUUUACACCACUACAGCCGACGCUUGGCAUUGCGUAUGGUGAUCUUAGGCUUGUGUGUGGCUGCUCGGCCAUGGAAACCCAUUUAUUGUGCUGACAUUGCUUCCAGAGGCAGUUUGGAACUCGGUAGUGAGUGUUGCUACCGAGGACACACGGUUUUUACACUCUAUGUAAAGUAAAGAGAGUGCUUCAGCACUCGGCGGUCCCAUUCUGUGAGCCACUUCGUGGCUGAGCCGUUGUUGCUCCUAGACGUUUCCACUUCACAACAACAUAUCUGUUUGAAGCUGAAUUCAGCAGUGCUCUCGUCUGCAUUAAAACCAGAUAUCAAAAUGGGGUCGUGGACGACAAAUGUUUGUGAACCUCUGUCCUAGCCCAUAGCCCCAACAGUCUCAGUACACAGAACAAACAUCCCCUGGACUUGAGUGGUUUGUGUGUUUGUUGGUUCUCACAGUAACAGGGUCAACACUGAACCUCACAGGUCACGACCUCAUGACCCUACUCAGGCCUUGGGAAAGACAUGGAGACUGUCAAAACACACUGUCAAGCUGAGAGACCGCCGACGACUGAGUUGUGACUAAAUUAAGUGUGUGUGUGUGUGUGUGUGUUUGGUUUUACUCUCCUUGAAGUUCUAGAAGUCCUCACAAGGAUAGUAAAACUAGGAAAAUUCGGACAAGUGGGGACAUUUUGCCAGUCCCCACAAGGAAAAAGGCUAUUUUAGGCUUAGGGGUUAGGUUUAGGGUUAGGGUUACAAUUAGGGUUAGAAUUAGGGUUAGGGGGCCUCCUGAGUGUCGUAGCGGUCUAAGGCCCUGCAUCACAAUGCUUGAGGCGUCACUACAGACCUGGGUUCGAUCCCAGGCUGUGUCACAACCAGCCGUGACCGAGAGUCCCAUAGGGCAGUGCACAAUUGGCCCAGCGUCGUCUGGGUUAGGGGAGGGUUUGGCCAGAGGGGCUUUACUUGGCUCAUCGCGUUCUAGUGACUCCUUGUGGCAGGCCGGGCGCCUGCAAGCUGACUGGUCAUCAGUUGGACAGCGUUUCCUCCGACAGAUUGGUGCGGCUGGCUUCCGGGUUAAGCGAGUAGUGCGGCUUUUACAUCUAACUAAGAUGUUUGGUGCAGUAUUUCUCAAUGAAAAAAUGUGCAUGAAAACAAGUCGUUGAAUGACAACCAAGACUUUAUUGAAGAAUCCCUACUGUUGACCAAUUACCCGACGAAGGGGCGUAGACUUCAGCUCCGAACUUCGGCUUGCCUCUGAAAAAAAAAAUUGUGAGCCCGAACAGCUGAGAAAAACCCUAAUCGAAGUCCAAAACGAACAAAAACGUCACAAAAUGUCAUCAUAAUAUACAGUGCAUUCGGAAAGCAUUCAGACCCCUUCCCUUUUUCAACAUUUGGUUACAUUACAGCCUUAUCCUGAAAUUGAUUAAAUUAUUUUUUUCCCACACAAUAGUCCAAAAUGACAAAGCGCAAAACAUUUUUUUUUAUAAAUGUUUGCAAACGUAUAAAAAAUCUAAAACUGAAAUACCUUAUUUACAUAAUUAUUCAGACCCUUUGCUAUGAGACUGGAAAUUGAGGUCAGGUGCAUCCUGUUUCCUUUGACCAUGUUUCUAUAACUUGAUUGGAGUCCACCUGUAGUAAAUUCAAUUGAUUGGACAUGAUUUGGAAAGGCACACACCUGUCUAUAUGAGGUCCCACAGUUGCCAGUGCAUGUCAGAGCAAAAACCAAGCCAUGAGGUCGAAGGAAUUGUACGUAGAGCUCUGAGACAGGAUUGUGUUGAGGCACAGAUCUGGGGAAGGCUACCAAAACAUCUCUGCAGCAUUGAUGAUCGCCAGGACAGCGGAGUCACUCACCACCUUCCGGAGACAUUUGAAACCCCACCUCUUUAAGGAAUACCUGGGAUAGGAUAAAGUAAUCCUUCUACCCCCCCCCCUUACCCCAACCCACCCCCCCAAAAAAAAUUAUAAUAAUAAUAAUAAUAAAAAAUUAAAAUAAAAAAAACAUUGUAAAGUGGUUAUCCCACUGGCUAUAAGGUGAAUGCACCUAUUUGUAAGUCGCUCUGGAUAAGAGCGUCUGCUAAAUGACGUAAAUGUAAAAUGUAAAUGUAAUGAUCCCCAAGAACACACUGGCCUCUAUCAUUCUUAAAUGGAAGAAGUUUGGAACCACCAAGACUCUUCCUAGAGCUGGCCGCCCGUGUCACGGUUUCGGCCGAGGCUGCCUCUCUCCCUUGUUCGGGCAGGCUUCGGCGUUCGUCGUCUCCGGAAUUCUAGCUGCCACCGCUAGAUGUUUCAUGUUCGUUUGCUUUUGUCUGUUUGUUUCCACACCUGUUUCUGUUUUGACGUAAUUAGUGUCCUAUAAGUUUCUCGUUGUGUUUGUCUAGUGUUGUGUGUGAUUGUUUCCGUCAGUGUUUGUGUUUUGCUCGGUUGAGCGUAUUUCUCCACUGUGCUGGAGCUUAUUUGCACUUGUGUGUGCACCGUUACAUUUUGUCGCACCUGUUAGUGCGCAUUUACCUUUCGCCUUCGUGCGGGUUUUGCUGUCGGGCUUAGUUGUCCUGUUGCCUGUGUUGGGCCAGUAAUACAGCCUUUGGAACAUUCAGUCUGCGUCCUGCGUUUGAUUCCUACACUACACCUACAACACGCCCUGACAGAAUCACACACCACCAAUGGAAUCAGCAGGAGCCGAAGCAGCCCAGACGAGACUGGAAGCCCAGGUUCGGGACCAGCAAGAGCAGCUCCUGCAGAUGGGGACCGCCCUGCAGGAGGUGAUUACCACACUCCGAGGCUGGGGUUCGCCUCCACCGCCGCCCGCCCUGCCAGCACCAUCGGCCAGCCCGCCCAUUCCAGCGCCGGAACCUCGAGGAGUCCGACUAUCUCUCCCGAGGGCCUACGACGGGACCGCGGCUGGGUGUCAGGGAUUCCUGCUCCAGGUAGAGCUAUACCUGGCCACAGUGCACCCGGCACCUUCAGGGCAUGAGAGCGUGUCCGCCCUGAUCUCCUGCCUGGCCGGAAAAGCGUUGGAGUGGGCCAACGCGGAGUGGAGGAAGAUCGACGCCACGACGAUUACGUACACCGAGUUCUCCCGCCGCUUCAGGGCGGUGUUUGACCAUCCCCCGGAGGGGAAAGCGGCGGGGGAGCGUCUGGUCUUCCUCCGGCAGGGGAGGAGAAGUGCCCAGGAAUUCGCGCUCGAAUUCCGUACUCUAGCGGCAGAUGCAGGGUGGAAUGAUCGGGCCCUCAUCGAUCUAUACCGAUGCAGCCUACGAGAGGACGUCCGUCGGGAGCUGGCUUGUAGGGACACCAGCCUCAUUUUCGACCAGCUGGUUGAUAUGUCCAUCAGGCUGGAUACCCUGCUGGCUACCCGCGGACGUCCUGCGGAGGGUCCGUCCAUUCCACCCUCCAGCGCCUCCGAGCCUUGUCCUAUGGAGCUCGGGGGCGCUGGCGCUAGAGAGAGGAGGAGUCGGCAGGCUAGGGGGUCCAUCCACUGCACCAACUGUGGUCGGGGAGGACACACCGCGGCUAGGUGCUGGGGAUGGCCUCCUAGGGGAGAUGACGACAGGUCCCGCACUGGGGAUUCCCUCCAGGUGAGUAGGCGCCCCACUCACCCAGAGCUCACUGUUGCCCAUUUUUGUAUGCCUGUACGUUUUCCACAGGUAGCACCUCAUUCCCAGCAUAAGGCGCUGGUAGAUUCAGGCGCGGCUGGGAAUUUUAUUGAUAAAAAGUUUUGUUUAGCGUUAGGGAUUCCCCUCAUUCCUGUUGAUGUUCCUUUUCCCGUUCACGCCCUAGAUAGUCGUCCGUUGGGUACGGGCUUAAUCAGGGAGGUCACGGCGCCACUUAGGAUGUGUGCGCAGGGGGAUCAUCAGGAGAUGAUUCAGCUGUUCCUGAUUGACUCUCCUGCGUAUCCGGUGGUGCUGGGCAUGCCCUGGUUGAGUACCCAUAACCCAGCGAUUUCGUGGCAGGAGAGGGCUCUGAUGGAGUGGUCUGCUCAGUGUGUGGGUAGAUGUUUGGGCGUUUCCGUAGGGGCUACCUCGGUGGAGAGUCCAAACCAGGUGCCCGCAUUGCACGUUCCACCUGAGUAUGGGGAUUUGGCUAUUGCGUUUAGUAAGGCGAGGGCGACGCGGUUGCCACCCCAUAGGCAGGGGGAUUGUGCGAUAAACCUCCAGGCAGGAGCUGCGCUCCCACGGAGCCAUGUGUAUCCUCUGUCUCAGGAGGAGAAGAAAGCUAUGGAGAUUUACAUAGACGAAUCGCUGAGACAAGGAUACAUACGGCCGUCCACUUCCCCCGCGUCCUCGAGUUUCUUUUUCGUGAAGAAAAAGGAUGGUGGUAUGCGUCCGUGCAUCGAUUACCGUGGUCUCAAUCAGAUUACGGUGAAGUAUAGUUAUCCACUCCCGCUGAUUGCGACCAUGACUGAGUCGUUGCAUGGGGCGCGUUUCUUCACGAAAUUAGAUCUCAGGAGCGCGUACAACUUGGUGCGCAUCAGGGAGGGUGAUGAAUGGAAAACAGCCUUUAGUACCACCUCGGGCCAUUACGAGUAUCUGGUCAUGCCAUACGGGUUGAUGAACGCUCCAUCAGUUUUCCAAUCAUUUGUGGAUGAGAUCUUCAGGGACAUGCAGGGGCAGGGGGUGGUGGUGUACAUUGAUGACAUUCUCGUGUACUCACCUACCCGGGUCGAGCAUGUGGCCCUGGUGCGCAGGGUGUUGCGGAGGCUGGUGGAGCACGACCUGUAUGUGAAGGCAGAGAAGUGUCUGUUUUUCCAGGAGUCGGUCUCCUUUUUGGGUUAUCAGUUGUCUGCGUCAGGGGUGAAGAUGGAGGUAGACCGGGUGUCGGCCGUGCGUAAUUGGCAAACACCAACCACUGUGAAGGAGGUGCAGCAGUUUUUGGGGUUUGCAAAUUACUACAGGAGGUUUAUCCGGGGUUUUGGACAGGUGGCAGCUCCCAUCACGUCUCUGUUGAAGGGGGGUCCCGUGCGUCUGCAGUGGUCGGCCGAGGCGGACAGGGCGUUUGGGAGGCUGAAGGACCUGUUUACCUCGGCCCCGGUGCUGGCGCAUCCGGAUCCCUCUUUGCCGUUCCAAGUAGAGGUGGACGCGUCGGAGGCCGGUUUAGGAGCCGUGCUUUCACAACGGUCUGGCGCGCCACCUAAACUCCGCCCCUGUGCUUUUUAUUCUAAGAAGCUCAGUCCGGCGGAGCGGAACUAUGACGUAGGGGACAGGGAGCUGUUAGCCGUGGUACAGGCUCUAAAGGUGUGGAGGCACUGGCUUGAGGGGGCUCAACACCCUUUCCUCAUUUUGACGGACCACCGUAACCUGGAGUACAUCCGGGCGGCGAGGAGGCUGAACCCUCGCCAGGCAAGAUGGAGUAUGUUCUUGACCAGGUUUACUUUUAAGAUCACGUACAUCCCUGGGUCACAGAAUGGCAAGGCAGAUGCGCUGUCUCGGCGGUAUGACGCGGAGGAGAGGUCCGUGGAGCCCACUCCCAUACUGCCUGAGUCAUGUCUGGUGGCACCGGUAGUGUGGGAGGUCGAUGCUGAACUCGAGCGGGGCGUUACGCACCGACCCUAGUCCACCACAGUGCCUGGAGGGUCGGAAGUACGUUCCGCUCGAGGUUCGGGAUCGAUUGAUCUAUUGGGCUCACACGUCACCCUCCUCUGGACAUCCGGGUAUCGGCCGGACAGUGCACUGUCUUAGUGCCAAGUACUGGUGGCCCACGUUGGCAAGGGAUGUGAGGGUUUAUGUUUCCUCCUGCUCGGUGUGCGCCCAGUGUAAGGCGCCUAGACAUCUACCUAGGGGUAAGUUGCUACCCCUGCCCGUUCCACAACGGCCAUGGUCCCACCUCUCAGUGGACUUUAUAACAGACCUUCCCCUCUCCCAAGGGAAUACUACCAUCCUGGUCGUUGUGGACCGGUUCUCUAAGGCCUGUCGUUUGCUCCCCAUGCCGGGUCUUCCUACGGCCCUGCAAACUGCCGAGGCACUGUUUACCCAUGUGUUCCGGCACUACGGGGUACCCGAGGACAUUGUGGCUGAUCGGGGUCCCCAAUUCACCUCCAGAGUCUGGAGAGCGUUUAUGGAGCGGUUGGGGGUCUCGGUGAGCCUCACCUCGGGGUACCACCCGGAGAGUAAUGGGCAGGUGGAACGCGUAAACCAGGAUGUGGGUAGGUUUCUCAGAACAUACUGCCAGGACCGGCCGGAGGAGUGGUCAAGGUACGUUCCCUGGGCCGAGAUGGCCCAGAAUUCCCUACGCCAUUCCUCCACUAACCUAACUCCAUUUCAAUGUGUGUUAGGUUACCAGCCGGUUCUGGCACCCUGGCAGCAGAGCCAGAUCGAGGCUCCUGCGGUGGAUGAGUGUGCGCGGCGCUCGGAGGAGACCUGGAACGCUGCACACGUCCAUCUGCAGCGGGCCCUCCGACGUCAGAAGGCGAGCGCUGAUCUCCACCGCAGUGAGGCACCGGUGUACGCACCUGGUGAUCGAGUCUGGCUCUCUACCAGAAACCUGCCCCUCCGCCUGCCCUGUCGGAAACUGGGUCGGCGGUUUGUAGGGCCAUUUAAAGUCCUGAGAAGGUUGAACGAGGUAUGUUAUAGAUUACAGCUACCUGUGGAGUAUAAGUGUAUUAACCCCUCGUUCCAUGUGUCCCUUCUCAGGCCGGUGGUAGCGGGCCCACUCCAAGAAGAUGAGAUCUUGGAGACCCCUCCACCCCCGUUGGACAUCGAGGGGGCACCGGCGUACUCCGUGAGAUCCAUCUUGGAUUCGAGACGUCGGAUGGGGGGUCUCCAGUAUCUAGUGGAGUGGGAGGGAUACGGUCCGGAGGAGCGGUGCUGGGUGCCGAGGAGAGACGUGUUGGACCCGUCGCUCCUGACGGAGUUCCAUCGGAGGCAUCCGACGCGCCCUGCGCCGCGUCCCCCUGGUCGUCCCCGAGGCCGGAGUCGGCGCACGUCUGGAGCCGCGCGUCAAGGGGGGGGUACUGUCACGGUUUCGGCCGAGGCUGCCUCUCUCCCUUGUUCGGGCAGGCUUCGGCGUUCGUCGUCUCCGGAAUUCUAGCUGCCACCGCUAGAUGUUUCAUGUUCGUUUGCUUUUGUCUGUUUGUUUCCACACCUGUUUCUGUUUUGACGUAAUUAGUGUCCUAUAAGUUUCUCGUUGUGUUUGUCUAGUGUUGUGUGUGAUUGUUUCCGUCAGUGUUUGUGUUUUGCUCGGUUGAGCGUAUUUCUCCACUGUGCUGGAGCUUAUUUGCACUUGUGUGUGCACCGUUACAUUUUGUCGCACCUGUUAGUGCGCAUUUACCUUUCGCCUUCGUGCGGGUUUUGCUGUCGGGCUUAGUUGUCCUGUUGCCUGUGUUGGGCCAGUAAUACAGCCUUUGGAACAUUCAGUCUGCGUCCUGCGUUUGAUUCCUACACUACACCUACAACACGCCCUGACAGCCCGGCCAAACUGAGCAAUCAGGGGAGAAGGGCCUUGGUCAGGGACGUGACCAAGAACCCGAUGGUCACUCUGACAGAGCUCCAGAGUUCCUCUGUGGAGAUGGGAGAACCUUCCAGAAGGACAACCAUCUCUGCAGCACUCCACCAAUCAGGCCUUUAUGGUAGAGUGGCCAGACGGAAGCCACUCCUCAGUAAAAGGCACAUGACAGCCCACUUGGAGUUUCCCAAAAGGCACCUAAAGGACUCUCAGACCAUGAGAAACAAGAUUCUCUGGUCUAAUGAAAUCAAGAUUGAACUCUUUGGCCUGAAUGCCAAGCUUCACGUCCGGAGGAAACCUGGCACCAUCCCUACGAUGAAGCAUGGUGGUGGAAGCAUUAUGCUGUGGGGAUGUUUUUCAGUGGCAGGGACUAGGAGACUAGUCAGGAUCGAGGGAAAGAUGAACGGAGCAAAGUACAGAGAGAUCCUUGAUGAAAACCUACUCCAGAGCGCUCAGGACCUCAGACUGGGGUGAAGUUUCACCUUCCAAAAGGACAACAACCCUAAGCACACAGCCAAGACAACACAGGAGUGGCUUCGGGACAAGUCUCUGAAUGUCCUUGAGUGGCUAGCCAGAGCUCGGACUUGAAGCCGAUAGAACAUCUUUGGAGAGACCUGAAAAUAGCUGUGCAGCGACGCUCCCCAUCCAACCUGACAGAGCUUGAGAGGAUCUGCAGAGAAGAAUGGGAGACUCCCCAAAUACAGGUGUGCCAAGCUUGUAGCGUCAUACCCAAGAAGACUUGAGGCUGUAAUCGCUGCCAAAGGGGCUUCAACUAAGUACUGAGUAAAGUGUCUGAAUACUUAUGUAAAUUUGAUAUUUGCUUUUAUUUUUAAAUAAAUGCUAAAGUUUCUAAAAAACUAUUUUUGCUAUGUCAUUAUGGGGUAUUGUGUGUAGAUAGAUGAGGGAAAAAACCUAAUUUAAUCCAUUUUAGAAUAAGGCUGUUACGUAACAAAAUGUGGAAAAAGUCAAGGGGUCUGAAUACUUUCCGAAUGCACUGUAUGCGCUAACUGUUUUGGCUGGGAAGCAUGCGGACACCAUAAGGUUAGGGAUAAUACAAUUUUGAAUGUAAAUCAAUUGUUAGGUCCCCACAAGGAUAGUAAAACAAAUGUAUGUGUGUGUGUGUGUGUGUGUGUUUUGAAGUGGUAUGUACCAGGCCUCACACAGUGGUCUCAACAUGAUCUGCAUCCCCAGGAUCACUUGAUCCUCUCGGCCUCUCACACACACACCCGUGUGGAACACAUCACUGAGAUUAAUGAGGCUCUGCAGGUGUGUGUGUGUGCGUGUGUGUGUGUUGUGUGUUCUCUACAUGUAUGCCAUGACUAUCACGAGUGUCCUACUGUUUUUAUUAUUAAAAGAUAAUUACAGUACAUGGAGAGAGAGAGGGAGAGACAGCGAUGAGAAAGAAACAGAGACAUACAGUGAGGGAAAAAAGUAUUUGAUCCCCUGCUGAUUUUGUACGUUUGCCCACUGACAAAGACAUGAUCAGUCUAUAAUUUUAAUGGUAGGUUUAUUUGAACAGUGAGAGAAAGAAUAACAACAACAAAAUCCAGAAAAACGCAUGUCAAAAAUGUUAUAAAUUGAUUUGCAUUUUAAUGAGGGAAAUAAGUAUUUGACCCCUCUGCAAAACAUGACUUAGUACUUGGUGGCAAAACCCUUGUUGGCAAUCACAGAGAUCAGACGUUUCUUGUAGUUGGCCACCAGGUUUGCACACAUCUCAGGAGGGAUUUUGUUCCACUCUUCUUUGCAGAUCUUCUCCAAGUCAUUAAGGUUUCGAGGCUGACGUUUGACAACUCGAACCUUCAGCUCCCUCCACAGAUUUUCUAUGGGAUUAAGGUCUGGAGACUGGCUAGGCCACUCCAGGACCUUAAUGUGCUUCUUCUUGAGCCACUCCUUUGUUGCCUUGGCCGUGUGUUUUGGUUCAUUAUCGUGCUGGAAUACCCAUCCACGACCCAUUUUCAAUGCCCUGGCUGAGGGAAGGAGGUUCUCACCCAAGAUUUGACGGUACAUGGCCCCGUCCAUCGUCCCUUUGAUGCGGUGAAGUUGUCCUGUCCCCUUAGCAGAAAAACACCCCUAAAGCAUAAUGUUUCCACCUCCAUAUUUGACAGUGGGGAUGGUGUUCUUGGGGUCAUAGGCAGUAUUCCUCCUCCUCCAAACACUUUCACCCAGUUCUCCUCUGAAUCAUUCAGAUGUUCAUUGGCAAACUUCAGACGGCCCUGUAUAUGCGCUUUCUUGAGCAGGGGGACCUUGCGGGCGCUGCAGGAUUUCAGUCCUUCACGGCGUAGUGUGUUACCAAUUGUUUUCUUGGUGACUAUGGUCCCAGCUGCCUUGAGAUCAUUGACAAGAUCUUCCCGUAUAGUUCUGGGCUGAUUCCUCACUGUUCUCAUGAUCAUUGCAACUCCACGAGGUGAGAUCUUGCAUGGAGCCCCAGGCCGAGGGAGAUUGACAGUUAUUUUGUGUUUCUUCCAUUUGCGAAUAAUCGCACCAACUGUUGUCACCUUCUCACCAAGCUGCUUGGCGAUGGUCUUGUAGCCCAUUCCAGCCUUGUGUAGGUCUACAAUCUUGUCCCUGACAUCCUUGGAGAGCUCUUUGGUCUUGGCCAUGGUGGAGAGUUUGGAAUCUGAUUGAUUGAUUGCUUCUGUGGACAGGUGUCUUUUAUACAGGUAACAACCUGAGAUUAGGAGCACUCCCUUUAAGAGUGUGCUCCUAAUCUCAGCUCGUUACCUGUAUAAAAGACACCUGGGAGCCAGAAAUCUUUCUGAUUGAGAGGGGGUCAAAUACUUAUUUCCCUCAUUAAAAUGCAAAUCAAUUUAUAAAAAGAAUUCUGGAUUUUGUUGUUGUUAUUCUGUCUCUCACUGUUCAAAUAAACCUACCUUAAAAUUAUAGACUGAUCAUUUCUUUGUCAGUGGGCAAAUGUACAAAAUCGGCAGGGGAUCAAAUACUUUUUUCCCUCACUGUAAUUACUAUCUUCACUACAGAUACGGACCUUCUUCCGCUCCUUUUGCUCUCUUUAUCCCUCUGUUCUAUCUCUUUCUGCACACAGAGCACCUUAAUCAGACCAUUAUAUUUAGUUGGUAGAUUAGACUUUGUGAAGUUUCAAACAGCCAACAACCAAAACAUGCUGGUCUGAGUAACACUCUGAUUCCCUUUUUUAACUCUGACAGAACACCCUGCAUCAGACAGAACAUCCUGCAUCAGACAGAACAUCCUGCCCCAAGUCAGCCUCUUAUCUGACUGUGUGCUCUGUGCAUAUGAUUGAGAGAUUAAAGGAAGUGUGUGUGUGUGUGUUUGUGUGUGAAAGAGAGAGAGGGGUGUGUGUAAGAUAUAGUAGGUUGCUGUAUCAGAGGUGCAUUGCAUGAAAGCACUUGUUCUGAGUGGUUAUCACAGAUCAGAACAGAUACUCAUAUAUGCAGGGUUUGGCAUGCUCCCAGGCAGAGUUACCAGAUAUAAAGUACUGUAUGCCAUCAUUCACAUAGUCACUCUCAAAUAGCAUAACUCCUAGGAGUAAAACACACUUGAGUCUCUCACAUAAACACUGGAUGGCAGAAGAGAGCAGUUUUUCAGUAUGCAUAACUUUACAAACUCAAGAAGAUACACGUCUCAUCCUUGUGGCCAUAAGUUGAUACUACAAAGUCUUAACCAAGGUUUUGAGUGUUUCCAGUUCUCUCUGAAGUUAUGCUUGGCUUAGCCCAAACAUAGACCUCUUUAUUAAUUAUUUAAUUUAUGAAUAAGACGAGGUCUAAUUGCAUUCCAUAGUAAAUGCGUUCGAGAUAACUCAAGACCAAAUCUGUAUCUGUGUAGCAGCAUGUGUUCUAAUAUUGAGUUGCACCCCCCCCCCCCCCCCCCCCCCCCCCCCCCCCCCCUUUUGCCCUCAGAACAGCCUCAAUUCGUCGGGGCAUGGACUCUACAAGGUGUCGAAAGCGUUCCACAGGGAUGCUGGCUCAUGUCGACUCCAAUGCUUCCCACAGUUGUGUCAAGUUGGCUGGAUGUCCUUUGGGUGGUGGACCAUUCUUGAUACACAUGGGAAACUGUUGAGCGUGAAAAACCCAUGAGCGUUGCAGUUCUUGACACAAACCGGUGUGCCUGUCACCUACUACCAUACCCCAUUCAAAAGCAUUUAAAUGUUUUGCCCAUUCACCUAAAAAUCCUUCUUUAACCUGUCUCCUUCCCUUCAUCUACACUAAUUGAAGUGGAUUUAACAAGUGACAUCAAUAAGGGAUCAUAGCUUUCACCUGGAUUCACCUGGUCAGUCUAUGUCGUGGAAAGAGCAGGUCUCCUUAAUGUUUUGUACACUCAGUGUAUAUCCACAGUCGGUAGACAGUUCUUCUUAAUAGGUUGUCCCUUACAUCACUGAGCGGUGCCCAGGAAAUAAUUAAAUCAAAUUGUUAGAUGCUACCCCCCCCACCCCCAAAUCAAAACCAAACAUGGAUGUCCAUGUUUACAUGCACACAAUCCAUUCUACUUCUUGUCUGCCUCCCGUCUGUGGCAGCAUUGAACAAGAAAGAAACAGUGGGUGGGGUGUUUCGCUUCCUCUUCCGUCUCUGGUGCCCGUACAGCAACUGAUUAGCUAGGACAAACAGGUGUGAAACACAGACAUUUGUGCACACAUAAAGUGAGAACACAACAUGAAAUCCAUGUUUGGUUUUGAUUUGGAGGGGGCUGUUAGCAGAGACGGAAGAGGAAGCAAAACAUGCCACUCCUUCAUCUAUUCUGGUUCAUAUACAGUCAAUGAACUAAGUAGACCAGAUCCAGCUGCUAUUGCAUUGGUGUCUAUGGAAGAGCCACCCUUAAGUAGACCAGAACUGUGACCAUUUUUUUCAUUGGUAACCGGCCUGAGUAAGACAUCUUCCUUUAUCCACCAUCUUUGGUGUUAUUAUUAACAAUUGUAUUUAAUAGCCCUCACCCUGGCCAUUGCCCGGAAUCCAUCUCUCUGCUUCUUUACUGUUCCCCCAGAGUAGGAAAGCUGUUUCUCCACUUAGGGUUUUUGUAAUAAAACCAUAAAACCACCACUGGGUGGAGUCUCACCCCCACUGCAGCAUGUUUAGCUGCUCUAGUUUUUUUUUAUAUCAUUUGACAUUGUUGUGGUGCUUUAACCUCUAUUAAACACUAAAGCCCCAGUUACCUGCCUAUAAGGGGAGUUAAUGGCCUUUCUAUGUUCUUUUUACAACAACAGUAAGUCUAAAGUUUAAACACUGCUUUUAUCACAAACACAUACAGUACCAGUCAAAAGUUUGGACACAUCUACUCAUUCAAGGGUUUUUCUAUUAUUAUUAUUAUUUUUACUAUUUUCUACAUUGUAGAACAAUAGUGAAGACAUCAAAACUAUGAAAUAACACAUAUGGAAUCAUGUAGUAACCAUAAAAGUGUUAAACAAAUCAAAAUAUAUUUUAUAUUUGAGAUUCUUCAAAUAGCCACCCUUUGCCUUGAUGACAGCUUUGCACACUCUUGGCAUUCUCUCAACCAGCUUCACCUGGAAUGCUUUUCCAACAGUCUUGAAGGAGUUGCCACAUAUGCUGAGCACUUGUUGGAUUCUUUUCCUUCACUCUGUGGUCCGACUCAUCCCAAACCAUCUCAAUUGGGUUGAGGUCGGGGGAUUGUCGAGGCCAGGUCAUCUGAUGCAGCUCUCCUUCUUGGUAAAAUAGCCCUUACACAGCCUGGAGGUGUGUUGGGUCAUUGUCCUGUUGAAAAACAAAUGAUAGUCCCACUAAGCCCAAACCAGAUGGGAUGGCGUAUCGCUGCAGAAUGUUGUGGUAGCCAUGCUGGUUAAGUGUGCCUUGAAUUCUAAAUAAAUCACAGACAGUGUCACCAGCAAAGCACCCCCACACCAUAACACCUCCUCCUCCAUGCUUUACGGUGGGAAAUACACAUGCGGAGAUCAUCCGUUCACCUACUCUACGUCUCACAAAGACAUGGCGGUUGGAACCAAAAAUCUCAAAUUUGGACUCAUCAGACCAAAGGACACAUUUCCACUGGUCUAAUGAGAGCCAGUUUCAUCAUAGCGCUUGAUGGACUGUUGUUUCUCUUUGCUUAUUUGAGCUGUUCUUGCCAUAAUAUGGACUUGGUCUUUUACCAAAUAGGGCUAUCCUCUGUAUACCCCCCCUACCUUGUCACAACACAACUAAUUGGCUCAAGAAAUUCCACAAAUUAACUUUUAAGAAGGCACACCUGUUAAUUGAAAUGCAUUCCAGGUGACUACCUCAUGAAGCUGGUUGAGAGAAUGCCAAGAGUGUGCAAAGCUGUCAUCAAGGCAAAGGGUGACUAUUUGAAGAAUCUCAAAUGUAAAAUAUAUUUUGAUCUGUUUUUCACUUUUUUGGUUACUAUAUGAUUCCAUAUGUUUUAUUUCAUAGUUUUGAUGUCUUCACUAUUAUUCAACAAUGUAAAAAAUUGUACAAAUAAAGAAAAAGCCUUGAAUGAGUAUGUGUGUCCAGACUUUUGACUGGUAGUGUACAUUUGUAUAUUUAAUAGUGCCAGUGGUGUAAAAUACUUAAGUACAAAUACUUUAAAGUACUACUUAAGUAGUUAUUUUGGGUAUCUUUUGACAACUUUUACAUUUACUUCACUACAUUCCUAAAGAAAACAAUGUACUUUUUACUCCAUAAAUUUUCCCUGACAACCAAAAGUACUCGUUACAUUUUGAAUGCUUAGCAGGACAGGAAAAUGGUCCAAUUCACACACACAAAGAGAACAUCCAUGGUCAUCCCUACUGCCUCUGAUCUGGCCGACUAACUAAACAUACAUGCUUUGUUUGUAAAUUAUGUCUGAGUGUUGGAGUGUGCCCCAGGGUAUCAGUAAAAACAUUAAAAUAAUACUUGGUGCCGUCUGGUUUGCUUAAUAUAAGGAAUUUGAAAUGAUUUAUACUUUUACUUCUGAUACUUAAGUAUAUUUAAAACCAAAUACUUUUAGAAUUUUACUCAAGUAGUAUUUUACUGGGUGACUUUCACUUUUACUUGAGUCAUUUUCUAUUAAGGCAUUUUUACUUUUACUCAUGUAUGACAACUGGGUACUUUUUCCACCACUGAUUAGUGCUGAGUGAUUAAACGAAAUGUUGGUAAUUUUUUGUGUUUUUAAACAACUAAUUCACGACGUCAGUUCAAUUAUUUGAAUCCUAUUUAGUUCAGGUUUUUUCUGUGAGCUCGAUGUGCAGUUUCUGUAAAGAUACAUCAGAUCAAGCCUGAACUGUGAAAUGUAGUAGGGAGUUGUAGUUUCCAACAGGCCAAUAUUCUACAUAGCUUAGCUCAGAAAAUGUGGUAAUUAACUAUAAUGGCCAUAAUCCAUUGCACACUCGCUUAAACUUGCCCAAUCUGUGUGGCGCAGACACGGAGACGGCCCAUGUACACUAGGGGCGGCACCACACGGUGAAACACCGCUUCCCAUUCAUUUUCAAUGGAAGGAAAGCGGUGAGAAGCGGGGUGUGCGGGGAGAGAAGAUAGAACCCGUGAUCGACAUGAUCUAAGUGAUUCAUAGUUGGUAUUCAGCAGUCAUAAAAGUAUGCCUUAAUUACUUAGAAGAACUACUAAAAUAGUGAUUUUGUCAGACAGCGUAGGCAGCAGCACUAUAGAGAUGAGAUGAUGACUUUGAAUGAAAUCAUAAAGUCAUCAAAUAAAACAAAAUGUUUAUUAAAGUAAAGUAAUGUGAAUAAAUGAUGGUUAAUAAGUGAUAAGCAUUUUUGGACAGUCACUACCAUCAUGGGACUGUUAUUAAUUGUUUUAUUCAGUGUUGUUACAGCAUUCAACCCACAUAAUACAUAGUGUACUUAAUGUUUUAAAAAAUAUACUUUAAACCGAAAACCGUGAUUAUUUUUUAAUAGUGAACAGAAACUGAACCAACUUCAAAAAGCACUAAUCGCUCCGCACUAAUAUUUAUCAGUCUCCAUCCCUUGAUGUGUUUCAUGUCUCUUUUCUUCUGUUGAUUAACAUGUCUCUCUCCUCCUCCUCAGGGCCAACCUGGUCCUCUUGGCCUGCAGGGCCCCCAGGGACCUCCAGGACGGCUAGGGGACCCAGGAGUCCAGGGAGUCCAGGGAGAGAAGGGCGACCGGGGCAGAGGAGGCUUUAUCGGCCCCAAGGGUUCUGUGGUGAGGAACACUGACUGGAAAAUUCUUCACUAGAGAUCUCAGACUCUGACUUAGUAGUGUAUCUAGUGUCUACUCAUCAAGUGUUUUUCAUUUCUCCGCAGGGGAUGACUGGUGUUCCUGGGUUUUCUGGAUCGGACGGUAUUCCUGUAAGUGGGAUUGUAUUGGGAAUUUUCUCUCCGAACAAAUAAAUAGCAGACACACCCAUGCCAAGAAAUCAUCUAUUGUUGUCUUGUUAAUACUGUACGUAGUCUUAAUACAACAUGUAAUGAUGUUGUAAAGGUCUGUCAUUAACUCCUCCAUAUUAUCUCCAGGGCCACCCAGGACAGGCAGGGACUCGUGGGAAACCUGGAGCAGACGGGUGCAACGGAACACAUGGAGACUCAGGGUUGGCAGGGCAACCAGGCUACGAUGGCCAGCCCGGGUAUAAUGUACGUAUGAACCCAGUGAUGUCACCAGCAGUGUAGAUUUUAGCAUGUAAAUCUUGGUGGGGCAAACCAAAAAAAUUGGGGUGGGGGGAGAUGCAUGCCAGCAAAGCCACUACACAACACAACACUAAACAAUACAUUAAUUGCACUAUAACGGUGACAAACAGUGCCCACAAACUGUUAGGGCCUGCAUAAAGCUGUCCCAACAGCAGAGUCCCAACAGCAGUCCCAACAUCUUACCACUGCUACACCUGGCUAUCAGCGGAGCCUUGUCUGGCAGUGAAACAGUUCAUUCAGCCUCAUUUACUGCCUUUAAAAAAACAUAGCUGAUAUGGCUGACUUGCUUAAACAAAUGUGGUUUCUACCGAAAAUGUAGAUGUACAAACUAUGGCAUAAGGUGACGGCGAGAGGAUGAGGCAAUCCGUAAUUUCGAUUAAGACAUUAAUGAGUGAGCUAGGACGGACAUAGUCAGUUUAACUAUUUGUUCAGCAUUUUUUAAAUCUACAGCGACAGAAUUCAGAACAUGGGCCAUUCUUACAGUAUUCUCCCUGUACACCAAGUCAGAACCGUAGGAUAAAUAAAGGGGGCAUAUAAGCAGACAAUGAAAGCUCUUACAAUAUUCAAUGAUUACAUUUCUCUAAAACAGGCUAUAGGCUACAUGUGAACCACCAAGUCAGAACAGUAGGCUAAGUUAUGAGGGGAAAAGGGACCAAAUUAUUAGGGUGAGGCACAUGGGCUACUAACAGCUUACUACACAACAUACACUUAGUAUUACUUUCUUAGCUACAGUAUACAUAUCUCCCUGGCAUAUUACAUAAUUUAUGCAGCAGCAUACAAUACAUUUUUGGACUCACCUUGUUGUUUGGAGUCAUGGGCAAAUUUUGUCAUCAAACUUUCUCAUCAAAGUCUGGCAAUCUCUGGAUUUAUGGUGCUUUCAAGACAACUGGGAACUCGGAAAAAAACAAGAUGACAUCAGUGAUCUUCAGGUCAGAGUUCUAGAAAGAGGCCUGAGUUCCCGACUUGCAAUUCCAAGUUGGUUGACCAUUCAAAACGUAUUUUCCCAGUCGGAGCUAGUUUUUUUCAGAGUUCCCAGUUGCCUUGAACUCACUGAAGUCAGAUUUCCCAGUUCCAAGUUUCCAGUUGUUUUGAGUGUGGCAGAAGUCAUGCUGGAUUGAUAGCAUGGCCAAUGUUGAAUGUUUAUACUUUUAAGCUUGGAAAAGAGACCCUUAAACCCAGACUUGGAACACACACCCACUCCACUGAAUAGCAGGCUAGUGAUUGCUUUGCAAUGCUUGCAGUUAGCCACUGAUUCCUUCCAAACCACUAAUUGUUGGAUUUGCGAUUUCCAACUUGUUGUGUAAUGUUUAUGGCCGAUGAGCACCGAUACGUUUUAUCUAUAAUUUCUCUUCAUUAUUUCUCUUCAUAUGACAAGGAUUAAAAAGCAUUUGCCAGUAGAUUGUCGACUUGAUUCAUGAUGAUGACUGCUAGCUUGCUAGCUAAGAUUUUGAAAGUAUGAUGUUGACAUGAUCAGUCCAAUCAAAGCUACUGUAGAUAUAUCUGUGGCCAAUGCCCUUGAGCCUUCUUGGAUGGGCACUUCUAAUGUAACUCUAUGGCAGCACACAAGGGGCUUGAAUUUUCGAGCUCUUCUCUUAGAUUUGGCGGUGACGUAGUGUACCCAUGAAUGACAGAACACUGAGCCAAUCAUGGCACAACUAGAGAACAUUACCCAAUCACAGCGCAACUAGAGAACAUUACCAACCCCUAAGCUCCGUAUUUUCCGCUGGAUGCCCCACCACCACAGAAAGCACUGAGCUAGGCUAAAACACCUGCAUUUUGGAGCUGCCUUUCUCAAGAAAGCAAAAAAGAGACCAAGUUUGUAUGCUGCUUUAUUAACAAAAUUAUUUUUUAGUGGUUUUUUUUUACAUUGUUUGCACACUGAUAUGUGACACGUAUUAAUGUCAAAAUAACAUGCAAUAACAUGCCCCACCUGCCCUGAAUGACAGGUCGCCACUGGUCACCAGAGACGUUUGUGGAGAUAGAAUCAAGGAUUCCACCUUGUAGCCUGAGACAUUGAAUAACUCCCUCUCCUCCAUUUUCUUUUUUAAUUGUACUUUUAUUUUCUACCCCCUCCCCCCUCCUCCUUUCUCUCUCUCUCUCUCCACAGGGUCAGGCGGGCAGAAAGGGACAGAAGGGAGACACUCUGGAGCUGAGUGUGUUCAUGGAGCGGUUCAGGGUAAGAGGAGAGGGCUAGAGAACUGUGGGAUAGACCUGAUAUCAGUACUACAGUAUUAUCAACAUACAGGCUAUUUUGAACGAUACAUCAUGCCAUGAUAUUGUACAGUACACACAUAUGAUGUACUCUUGUACUCUACACAGAAAUAACCCCUUCUCUCUGUGUGUCUUUUCUACAGGGAGAUUCAGGACAGCCCGGAUAUCCUGGAUUUGUUGUGAGUAUGGCGCCGCCGCCUUUCCCUGUCACUCUAAAGUUAUGGUACAAGAGAGCCAGCAUCAUUCUCUCGUUCUCCAUCCUCCCUUCUCUCUCUCAGGGUCCUCAGGGUUACCCAGGUCGGUCGGGCUACAGAGGACUCCCAGGACCACAGGUUAGUUGUGUGUGUGUGUUUGUGUGUGUGUGCGUGCAUAUAAAUGUGUUGCUGUACCAUAUACACCCUUCUGUGUACUAGAUAGAUACCCAAUCAUUCUUCUGGUUUGUUUCCUGACUCAGGGCCCAUCAGGGUUUCCUGGCCUUCCUGGACCAAAGGUAAGGUCCUCACACCAACUAAUUUGGACUAUGUUUUAUCUCUCCUAGAAGAUAAAUGGCUAGUGAAUGAGAUUAAAAAUAAUUAUAAGGAUGUGUUUUAACCUGGUGUGUUUGCUGCUCAGGGCACCAUGGUCAAAGUGUUGAAGGGGGUCAAAGGAGACGCGGUAUGUGAAUGCAGGCACCAUUGUAUGUUUUAAAUAGUUUUUACUGCCCAGCACUUAAUGUGUUUGACUACAAAAUAUUAUGAUCAUCAAUGCUGUCCUCAUCUCUGCUGCAUGAUUCUCACUGCACUUCCCUCUCUGGCCACAGGGUGAGGCUGGACAGCCAGGUCCCCCAGGGAACUCCACCCAUCCCCAUACCAGCCCACAUACCGGACCCUACGUCAGUACAGCUCCACACUUUAAUAUGUUCAAAAACAUACAAUAAAUAUUUUGAUUGUGUGUGAACUGAAUCACUCUAACACUAUUCUGCUUUGUCUCCUCCAGGGCAGAAAGGGUGAGAAAGGGUUGAAAGGUGAAACUGGAGGUGAGGUAAGUGACCUCUCUUCUCCUGUGGUCCAUGUUCCAUCCUAACAAAAUUGAGAUAAUGUUGAGAUGUUAGCACUGUAGAUAAUGGUUGACUAACAGAUCCAUUGAGAACAUCUUGACUGGCUGCGUCAUCAAUUGGUUUGGCAAGGCGCUACAGAGGGUAGUGUGUAGGGCCCAGUACUUCACUGGGGCCAAGAUCCCUGCCAUCCAGGACUUCAGGCGGUGUCAGAGGAAGGCCCUAAAAAUUGUCAAAGACUCCAGCCACCCCAGUCAUAGACUGUUCUCUUUGCUAACGCACGGCAAGCGGUAGUGAUGCAUCAAGUUUGGAACCAACCGGGCCCUGAACAGCUUCUACCCCCAAGCUAUAAGGCUGCUAAAUAGUUAGUUACAUAGUUAACCAAAUAGCUACCCGGACUAUCUGCAUUGGCCCAUUUUGCUACUGUUUAUCUAUCCUGUUAUCACUUUAUUCCUAGUUAUAUGUACAUAUCUACCUCAAUAACCUCGUACCCCUGCACAUAGACUCGGUACUGGUACCCCGUGUAUAUAGCCAAGUUAUCGUUACUCAUUGUGUAUUUAUUAUUAUGUGUUAUUACUUUUCAAUUAUUUCUCUAUUUUCUUUCUCUCUGCAUUGUUGGGAAGGGCCCGUAAUUGUAAGCAUUUCACUGUUAGUCUACACCUGUUGUUUAUGAAGCAUGUGACAAAUAACAAUGUGAUUGUAUCUGUUACUUAUCAGGCUGACAACAAAGGAGAGACUGGGGUUAUGGGGAUGCCUGGGCAAAGGGUUAGUAUUAUACAAACAUUAUACAUACAUUAUACUGUAUAAAUUACACAUAAAUUAUUAUAACUACCUUAUUGAACCUGUCUUUGUUGCUUGUGAGAUACUGACCUGUUGAAUAUCCUUGUGUGUUCUUUCAGGGUGUCCCUGGACGGGAUGGAGAGCAUGGAUUGAGGGUAUGUGUGUGUGGCCAAACAAUGCCAAGAUCUCCAUAUUAUUGCAGUCAGUAGUAUGUGUUGGUCUUUGCAUUGGUCUUUGCAUUGGUCUUUGUUGGCUACUAGAGAUGUUGCAGUUGCAUAUUUUGUGCUCUUGAUGGUGGUGGACACCUUUCUCAUAAAGUAUCUCCCUCUCUCUCUCCCUCUGUCUUUCACUCUAGGGGGACCUUGGAGAACCAGGAUUUAGGGGCAGAGAUGGCCAAAAGGUGAUCCUACAGUUGAUCCUCAUAUCAAAACACUGAUACUAUCAGAUCUUUGAUUGGACAGUGGUCCAUUCUAAACUUUCAUUCAAAUCCGAACACACAAACGAUAUAGUUGGUUUUAACAGCGGGGGGUUAUUUUUAGGGUGCCAUCGGAGAACCAGGGGAGUUGAUCUAUUAUGAAGGUCCCUCAGGAGGGCCUAACAGAGGUAUGAUUAGCCAAUCAACUCAUCAAUCACUUUUCUAUCACCAUGUCAAUUAUCAUUUAAGCCGAUGGGCUACACUAUCAACUAUCAAAAUGUACAUUUACAUUCAAGUCAUUUAGCAGACGCUCUUAUGCAGAGCGACUUACAAAUUGGUGCAAUAUACAGUAUCAUCUUUCUCCAGGUAGUCAACCUUUCAUUGAAUAUGAUGUUGAAGAUUAAAGACUAGCUUUUAGAGCUGUUAUAUUAUAUUGCUUAGUGUUUUAUUGUUAUACAGUGAGGGAAAAAAGUAUUUGAUCCCCUGCUGAUUUUGUACGUUUGCCCACUGACAAAGAAAUUAUCAGUCUAUAAUUUUAAUGGUAGGUUUAUUUGAACAGUGAGAGACAGAAUAACAACAUAACAAUCCAGAAAAACGCAUGUCAAAAAUGUUAUAAAUUGAUAUGCAUUUUAAUGAGGGAAAUAAGUAUUUGACCCCCUCUCAAUCAGAAAGAUUUCUGGUUCCCAGGUGUCUUUUAUACAGGUAAUGAGCUGAGAUUAGGAGCACACUCUUAAAGGGAGUGCUCCUAAUCUCAGCUUGUUACCUGUAUUAAAGACACCUGUCCACAGAAGCAAUCAACCAAUCAGAUUCCAAACUCUCCACCAUGGCCAAGACCAAAGAGCUCUCCAAGGAUGUCAGGGACAAGAUUGUAGACCUACACAAGGCUGGAAUGGGCUACAAGACCAUCGCCAAGCAGCUUGGUGAGAAGGUGACAACAGUUGGUGCGAUUAUUCGCAAAUGGAAGAAACACAAAAGAAGUGUCAAUCUCCCUCGGCCUGGGGCUCCAUGCAAGAUCUCACCUCGUGGAGUUGCAAUGAUCAUGAGAACGGUGAGGAAUAAGCCCAGAACUACACGGGAGGAUCUUGUCAAUGAUCUCAAGGCAGCUGGGACCAUAGUCACCAAGAAAACAAUUGGUAACACACUACGCCGUGAAGGACUGAAAUCCUACAGCGCCCGCAAGGUCCCCCUGCUCAAGAAAGCACAUAUACAGUGCCGUCUGAAGUUUGCCAAUGAACAUCUGAAUGAUUCAGAGGAGGAGGAAUGCUGCCUAUGACCCCAAGAACACCAACCCCACCGUCAAACAUAGAGGUGGAAACAUUAUGCUUUAGCAGUGUUUUUCUGCUAAGGGGACAGGACAACUUCACCGCAUCAAAGGGACGAUGGACGGGGCCAUGUACCGUCAAAUCUUGGGUGAGAACCUCCUUCCCUCAGCCAGGGCAUUGAAAAUGGGUCAUGGAUGGGUAUUCCAGCACGACAAUGACCCAAAACACACGGCCAAGGCAACAAAGGAGUGGCUCAAGAAGAAGCACAUUAAGGUCCUGGAGUGGCCUAGCCAGUCUCCAGACCUUAAUCCCAUAGAAAAUCUGUGGAGGGAGCUGAAGGUUCGAGUUGCCAAACGUCAGCCUCGAAACCUUAAUGACUUGGAGAAGAUCUGCAAAGAGGAGUGGAACAAAAUCCCUCCUGAGAUGUGUGCAAACCUGGUGGUCAACUACAAGAAACGUCUGACCUCUGUGAUUGCCAACAAGGGUUUUAUUGCCACCAAGUACUAAGUAAUGUUCAAAUCAAAUCAAAUCAAAUUGUAUUGGCCACAUGCGCCGAAUACAACAGGUGCAGACAUUACAGUGAAAUGCUUACUUACAGCCCUUAACCAACAGUGCAUUUAUUUUUUAUAAAAAAAGGGCAGAAGUAAAAUAAAAUAACAGUAGGGAGGCUAUAUAUACAGGGGGGUACCGGUGCAGAGUCAAUGUGCGGGGGCACCGGCUAGUUGAGGUAGUUGAAGUAAUAUGUACAUGUGGGUAGAGUUAAAGUGACUAUGCAUAAAUAAUUAACAGAGUAGCAGCAGCGUAAAAAGAUGGGGUGGGGGGGGGGGGGGGGGGGCAGUGCAAAUAGAAGCUGUUGAGAAGUCUUUUGGACCUAGACUUGGCACUCCGGUACCGCUUGCCGUGCGGUAGCAGAGAGAACAGUCUAUGACUAGGGUGGCUGGAGGCUUUGACAAUUUUGAGGGCCUUCCUCUAACACCGCCUGGUAUAGAGGUCCUGGAUGGCAGGAAGCUUGGCCCCAGUGAUGUACUGGGCUGUACGCACUACCCUCUGUAGUGCCUUACGGUCGGAGGCCAAGCAGUUGCCAUACCAGGCGGUGAUGCAACCAGUCAGGAUGCUCUCAAUGGUGCAGCUGUAUAAUUUUUUGAGGAUCUGAGGGCCCAUGCCAAAUCUUUUCAGUCUCCUGAGGGGGAAUAGGCUUUGUCGUGCCCUCUUCACGACUGUCUUGGUGUGUUUGGACCAUGAUAGUUCGUUGGUGAUGUCGACACCAAGGAACUUGUGCUCAGUCCACGUUCUUUUUUUUCCUGUAGACCACAAUCAUCUCCUUUGUCUUGGUCACGUUGAGGGAGAGGUUGUUGUCCUGGCACCACACGGCCAGGUCUCUGACCUCCUCCCUAUAGGCUGUCUCAUCGUUGUCGGUGAUCAGGCCUACCACUGUUGUGUCGUCGGCAAACUUAAUGAUGGUGUUGGAGUCGUGCCUGGCCAUGCAGUCAUGGGUGAACAGGGAGUACAGGAGGGGACUGAGCACGCACCCCUGAGGUGCUCCCGUGUUGAGGAUCAGUGUGGCAGAUGUGUUGUUACCUACCCUUACCACCUGGGGGCACCCCGUCAGGAAGUCCAGGAUCCAGUUGCAGAGGGAGGUGUUUAGUCCCAGGAUCCUUAGCUUAGUGAUGAGCUUUGAGGGCACUAUGGUGUUGAAUGCUGAGCUGUAGUCAAUGAAUAGCAUUCUCACGUAUGUGUUCCUCUUGUCCAGGUGGGAAAGAGCAGUGUGGAGUGCAAUAGAGAUUGCAUCAUCUGUGGAUCUGUUGGGGCGGUAUGCAAAUUGGAGUGGGUCAAGGGUUUCUGGGAUAAUGGUGUUGAUGUGAGCCAUGACCAGCCUUUCAAAGCACUUCAUGGCUACAGACGUCAGUGCUACAUGUCGGUAGUCAUUUAGGCAGGUUAUCUUAGUCCUUGGGCACGGGGACUAUGGUGGUCUGCUUGAAACAUGUUGGUAUUACAGACUCAGUCAGGGACAUGUUGAAAAUGUCAGUGAAGACACUUGCCAGUUGGUCAGCACAUGCUCGGAGUACACGUCCUGGUAAUCCGUCUGGCCCUGCGGCCUUGUGAAUGUUGACCUGCUUAAAAGUCUUACUCACAUCGGCUACGGAGAGCGUGAUCACAUAGUCAUCCGGAACAGCUGGUGUUCUCAUGCAUGCUUCAGUGUUGCUUGCCUCAAAGCGAGCAUAGAAGUGGAUUAGCUCGUCUGGAAGUCUUGUGUCACUGGGCAGCUCGCGGCUGUGCUUCCCUUUGUAGUCUGUAAUAGUUUUCAAGCCCUGCCACAUCCGACGAGCGUCAGAGCUGGUGUAGUACGAUUCAAUCUUAGUCCUGUAUUGACUCUUUGCCUGUUUGAUGGUUCGUCGGAGGGCAUAGCGGGAUUUCUUAUAAGCGUCCGGGUUAGAGUCCCGCUCCUUGAAAGCGGCAGCUCUACCCUUUAGCUCAGUGCGGAUGUUUCCUGUAAUCCAUGGCUUCUGGUUGGGGUAUGUACGUACGGUCACUGUGGGGAUGACAUCAUCGAUGCACUUAUUGAUGAAGCCAGUGACUGAUGUGGUGUACUCCUCAACGCUAUCUGAAGAAUCCCGGAACAUGUUCCAGUCUGUGCUAGCAAAACAGUCCUGUAUCUUCGUCCAAUACGAGGUGAGUAAUCGCUGUCCUGAUAUCCAGAAGCUCUUUUUGGUUAUAAGAGACGAUGGCAGAAACAUUAUGUACAAAAUAAAUUACAAAUAACGCGGAAAAACACACAUAAUAGUACAAUUGAUUAGAGGGCUGUAAAACGGCAGCCUUCUUCUCCGGCGCCAUUAUUGUAGAGGUGUCAAAUACUUAUUUCCCUCAUUAAAAUGCAAAUCAAUUUAUAACAUUUUUGACAUGCGUUUUUCUGGAUUUUUUUGUUGUUAUUCUGUCUCUCAAUGUUCAAAUAAACCUACCAUAAAAAUUAUAGACUGAUCAUGUCUUUGUCAGUGGGCAAACCUACAAAAUCAGCAGGGGAUCAAAUACUUUUUUCCCUCACUGUAACACUGAUCGUUAUAUUGAUACUGAUUGAUGUCCAUGUUGGGGUGGGGGUGUAGUUGGUCCCCCUGGACAGCUAGGACCCCAGGGAGAGAGGGGUCUGCAGGGGGAGAAAGGUCUGCCAGGCCGCUCUGGACCUCCUGCUAGGAAGGGUGAUAGUCAAUUACAAGGUCAGUACCAAACCCUUACUUAUCUAGACAGUGGCCAGUAGUGUUAGACAGCUUUUACACUAUUUACAGUGAUGUAGCCACGUAGAUCUAUUGCACUUAUUAUAAUGGUAUAAUAACAAUUAUUAUAACUGUAUUGUUAACAAGUUGUGCACUGUUUUGUGUUUAUUUUUUUUUGUUUGGUUUUCUCAGUAAUCAUUAAUCUUCUCCUCUCCUAUCUCCCUUAUCCCUUAUGCUCCAACAGUGGAGGAUCUGUGGGGUCCGUUCGGGGAUCCGGGUGUAAAGGGAGAGAUGGGCCCACCUGGAGAGCCAGGUAUCCCUGCUCUCAGCCCCGGACCCCCAGGUAUCGACGGCAUUCCUGGUUUCAGGGGCCCACCCGGACCACCAGGAUCAUGUGAGUGUGGACAUGAAAGAGAUUCAUUUUGAUAUUUUAUUAAAAGGUUGUUUAGUAUGAUGGAAUGAUAUUAAAGGAUUGUUGUGAGUUGUAAAUGUAUUUCUUAAUAUGUGUAUGUGUCUAAAUAUCUGCAGGGGCGGACUUCUACAAGGGAUCUGCAGGGUCGAGAGGGCGGCCAGGAUCUGCAGGGAAAAAAGGACUGAAAGGUUAGAGUGUGUGUUUAUUCAAACAUGUAAUCCGUGCUGUACAUUUGUGCGCUGUAUGAUCACGUUAUGUGUUACAGUACAGCUGAUCAGAGUUGUGUAUGUGUUUUAGGUGAUCACGGGUUGUGUGAGUGCAACAUUGUCCACUCUCCGACGGGCCUGCCCGGCCCUGCUGGUAGCCAAGGCGACCCUGGAAUGAGUGGCGAGUUUGGUCAGCAGGGCGAGUCAGGCGAACCAGGACCCCGAGGUGUCAUUGGUCUGCCUGUAAGAACAACUCACAUCUACCUCACAACAAACAUCACACAUCACUUUCAGUAUGGCAAUAUUAAUCAUAAACACACAUUUCUCUUAAUUGUUUUUUUCCUCUCCAAUUCUCUCUCACUGGCUUUCUAUUCCCCUACUAUAUGUCCCCAUAUUUCGUUCCUCCAUAGGGGUUCCCUGGUGCCACAGGACAACCAGGUCCAAAGGGCAGGAAGGGCGAGUUCACCCGGGUCAAAGAGAAAGGUGGAUUAUUCUUAUUCUUUAUUUUCACACACUUGUACAUCCUUUAUACAGUGGUGAGUGUGAGACACCAUUAAGCAAGUGUAAGUGUAAAUGAGUGCGUUUGUGUGUGAACUCUACAGGAUAUGCCGGGGACCCAGGAGACCCAGGUGCGACAGGUGACCCAGGAUUGCAGGGCUUCCCUGGGCCAAGUGGGAUCAAUGGAUCCCCUGGGAACAGUGGUCCUUCAGUAAGUGACCUACUAGUGCAACAUCAUACCCCCUAAAGAUCCAGUCUUGUCUUUCCCACCACCUACUUUCUCAUUGAUAACCUGCUGUUCAAGCACUUCAAACACUUUCUACCUAAUAAUGUGUCUAUAAACUAGCUGUUCAAGCCAAUGCAGCUGUGUAGAUCUUUAGCAUUACAGGGAGUGAUAUAUUCUGAGCUACAGUACCAGUCAAAGGUAUGGAUACCUACUCAUUCAAGGGUUUUUCUUUAUUUGUACUAUUUUCUACAUUGUAGAAUAAUAGAGAAGACAUUGAAACUAUGAAAUAACACAUAUGGAAUCAUGUAGUAACCAAAAAAGUGUUAAACAAAUCAAAAUAUAUUUUAUAUUUGAGAUUCCUCAAAUAGCCACCAUUUGCCUUGAUGACAGCUUUGCACACUCUUGGCAUUCUCUCAACCAGCUUCAACUGGAAUGCUUUUCCAACAGUCUUGAAGGAGUUCCCACAUAUGCUGAGCACUUGUUGGCUGCUUUACCUUCACUCUGCCGUCCGAGUCAUCCCAAACCAUCUCACAAAGACACGGCGGCUGGAACCAAAAAUCUCCAUUUUGGACUCCAGACCAAAGGCCAAAUGUCCACCGGUCUAAUGUCCAUUGCUCAUGUUUCUUGGCCCAAGCAGGUCUCUUCUUCUUAUUGGUGUCCUUUAGUAGUGGGUUUUUUUCAGCAAUUCGACCAUGAAGGCCUGAUUCACACAGUCCCUUCUGAACAGUUGAUGUUGAAAUGUGUCUGUGACUUGAACUCUGUGAAGCAUUUAUUUGAGGUGCAUUUUCUGAGGCUGGUAACUCUAAUGAACUUAUCCUCUGCAGCAGAGGUAACUCUGGGUCUUCCAUUUCUGUGGCAGUCCUCAUGAGAGCCAGUUUCAUCAUCGACUGCACUUGACAAAACUUUAAUAGUUAUUGAAAUGUUCCGUAUUGACUGACCUUCAUGUCUUAAAGUAAUGAUGGACUGUCGUUUCUCUUUACUUAUUUGAGCUGUUCUUGCCAUUACAUUUACAUUUUAGUUAUUUAGCAGACGCUCUUAUCCAGAGUGACUUACAGUUAGUGAGUGCAUAAAGUUUUCAUACUAUGGACUUGGUCUUUUACCAAAUAGGGCUAUCUUCUGUAUACCCCCCUACCUUGUCACCACACAACUGAUUGGCUCAAACGCAUUAAGAAGGAAAUAAAUUCCCCAAAUUAACUUUUAAGAAGGCACACCUGUUAAUUGAAGUGUAAAACAUUGUAAAAAUAAAGAAAAACCCAUUGAAUGUGUAGGUGUGUCCAAACUUUUGACUGGUAGUGUAUAUGUCCUGUGUUCUCUGUUCUAGGGGGACGCACCUGAGGGACUCACUGGAGAAAAGGGUUAUCCUGGCCGGCCGGGUCUCCCUGGGUUGUUUGGACAGAUGGGAGAACCGGGACGGGUUCUAGGUGCCACUAAAGGGGUUACAGGGUUACGAGGCGAUGAUGGGGAGCCGGGUUACGCUGGUGUCGAAGGUCGAGCUGGAGAUCCAGGUGUGUUACCCUCUCCCUCUUUCUAUCUCUCUUUCUCUCGCUCUCUUUCCCAAUCACUCUCAGAGUCCUUCUGUUUUUAUCUCUCUUGAACGUUCUCAUUAUUUUCUUCCCUAUCUACCCUCUCUCCUCCUCCGCUAAUUAUGGGGAAAAAAUAAAGACUAGUUGUAGUAGGGGGCGGCAGGUAUCCUAGCGGUUAAGAGCGUUGGGCCAGUAACCUAAAGUUCGCUGGUUCAAAUCCCCGAGCCGGCAAGUUGGGAAUAAUCUGCCAUUCUGCCCUUGAGCAAGGCAGUUAACCCCCAAAAACAACUGCUCCCCGGGCGCCGAUGAUGUCGAUUAAGGCAGCCCCCCGCACCUCUCUGAUUUACUGCAUUCAGUUGUGCAACUAACUAGGUAUCUCCUUUCCCCAUAGUUUUAGACUCCAAGGCCUUGUCAUGAAUGGGACUGUGUGAGAUUGUCUUAUACCCUUGUGUCCAGAGAUGGGCAGUAUUUCUGUUACAUGUAUUUGAAAUAUGUAUUUAAAUUACUUCUGAGUAUUUUGUAAUUUGUAUUAAACUAGGCUGAACUAAACUUCAAUGUACACUGCUCAAAGAAAUUAAGGGAACACUAAAAUAACACAUCCUAGAUCUGAAUGAAUGAAAUAAUCUUAUUAAAUACUUUUUUCUUUACAUAGUUGAAUGUGCUGACAACAAAAUCACACAAAAAUCAUCCAUGGAAAUCAAAUGUAUCAACCCAUGGAGUUCUGGAUUUGGAGUCACCCUCAAAAUUAAAGUGGAAAACCACACUACAGGCUGAUCCAACUUUUAUGUAAUGUCCUUAAAACAAGUCAAAUUGAGGCUCAGUAGUGUGUGUGGCCUCCACGUGCCUGUAUGACCUUCUUUACAACGCCUGGGCAUGCUCCUGAUGAGGUGGCGGAUGGUCUCCUGAGGGAUCUCCUCCCAGACCUGGACUAAAGCAUCCGCCAACUCCUGGACAGUCUGUGGUGCAACGUGAUGGAUGGAGCGAGACAUGAUGUCCCAGAUGUGAUCAAUUGGAUUCAGGUCUGGGGAACGGGCGGGCCAGUCCAUAGCAUCAAUGCCUUCCUCUUGCAGGAACUGCUGACACACUCCAGCCACAUGAGGUCUAGCAUUGUCUUGCAUUAGGAGGAACCCAGGGCCAACCGCACCAGCAUAUGGUCUCACAAGGAGUCUGAGAAUCUCAUCUCGGUACCUAAUGGCAGUCAGGCUACCUCUGGCGAGCACAUGGAGGGCUGGGCGGCCCCCCAAAGAAAUGCCACCCCACACCAUGACUGACCCACCGCCAAACCGGUCAUGCUGGAGGAUGUUGCAGGCAGCAGAACGUUCUCCACGGCGUCUCCAGACUCUGCCACGUCUGUCACAUCUGCUCAGUGUAUCUGUGAAGAGCACAGGGCGCCAGUGGCGAAUUUGCCAAUCUUGGUGUUCUCUGGCAAAUGCCAAACGUCCUGCACGGUGUUGGGCUGUAAGCCCAACCCCCACCUGUGGACGUCGGGCCCUCAUACCACCCUCAUGGAGUCUGUUUCUGACCGUUUGAGCAGACACAUGCACAUUUGUGGCCUGCUGGAGGUCAUUUUGCAGGGCUCUGGCAGUGCUCCUCCUGCUCCUCCUUGCACAAAGGCGGAGGUAGCAGUCCUGCUGCUGGGUUGUUGCCCUCCUACGGCCUCCUCCACAUCUCCUGAUGUACUGGCCUGUCUCCUGGUAGCGCCUCCAUGCUCUGGACACUACGCUGACAGACACAGCAAACCUUCUUGCCACAGCUCGCAUUGAUGUGCCAUCCUGGAUGAGCUGCACUACCUGAGCGACUUGUGUGGGUUGUAGACUCCGUCUCAUGCUACCACUAGAGUGAAAGCACCGCCAGCAUUCAAAAGUGACCAAAACAUCAGCCAGGAAGCAUAGGAACUGAGAAGUGGUCUGUGGUCACCACCUGCAAAACCAGUCCUUUAUUGGGGGUGUCUUGCUAAUUGCCUAUAAUUUCCACCUGUUGUCUAUUCCAUUUGCACAACAGCAUGUGAAAUUUAUUGUCAAUCAGUGUUGCUUCCUAAGUGGACAGUUUGAUUUCACAGAAGUGUGAUUGACUUGGAGUUACAUUGUGUUGUUUAAGUGUUCCCUUAAUUUUUUUGAGCAGUGUAUUUUAUAACAAGACACUUUCAAAAUACAAAAUACUUUUCUAUACUAUUUUAUUAUAGCGGUUCACCAUUUUGUGGCCCCUUUUCACCUUGCAUUGGUAUCAGAAGUCUGAUGGCACUAUAGUGUGAUAAGAGCAUCUGCUAAAUGAACUAAAUAUAAAUGUAUGAAUGAACAAUUGCAAAGCAUGCUUAGUAUUAUUCUAAUUAGCUCAGCCCUGAAACAAGGCCAAUCAUAAUACCCAGUGUGAUUUGCAGUUCAUUUUUGUAUGUUCAUUUUCUCACAUACAUUUACAUUUUGGUCAUUUAGCAGACACUCUUAUCCAGAGUGACUUACAGUCAGUGCAUUCAUCUAAGGUAGAUAAACAACAACAUAUCACAGUCAUAGCAAGUAAAACGUUUCUGUAACCAUUACUGAGAAUGUUGUUGCUGUAAUAUUCAUAUGUGUCAGCAUACUGAAUUGUAAUUGGAUGCAUUCUACUGUCAUAUCAUCCUGUGCUAUGAUUGGUUAAGACCACCCAGGUGGUGAGGUCAUUCUAAAAGAUGAUCAUGGCCAGAGACACAUGAACAUGCCAGUUAUAGCUAGUUAAUAAAGAGCUACGUUUAUAAAUAUCCUGUCCUCCUGCAUUUUAUUAUUUUGUACAAAGCAUACAAAACAAGACAGUUGCUGUUCAGGCCGGCUACUUCCAAAUGUAUUUCUGUAUUUGAAAAUACAAAAUACAUGUAUUUUAAUUAAAUACAUUUCAAAAUACAAGUAAUUUAAUGGUUUAUUUUGAUAAAUUAAUAUUUAUGGUAUUUUGUAGUUGUAUUUUGUAAUUGUAUUUUGUAAUGUUUGCCCUUCCGUGCUUGUGUCCAUGAUUGAACUGAUGCUUCCACUUUCAUCUUUCCUCAUCUCUUGCUCCAGAUGAGCCCUGAUGCAGUCUGUCUGCAUCCCUCAAACCAGCCACAACAGUGCUUGUUUGAGAUCAUGCUCGAGCUUUUCUAACCCUUAUUUUGAAUGUCUCUCUUUUUCUUUCUCCCUCUCUCUUUUAUUGCCAUUGAAAGGAGAGUCUGACUGUAGUCCGACAGGAGAUGGAGGACUGAAUGACAUCAAAGGUAGCUGGAGUAACAGCAUUUUCAUUACAGAACCUUUCUCUACUGGUGCUUUGCUUCCGUAGCCUUUCUGUCUUGGGUUAGUUUACAGUCAGUGAGUAUGUUUACAUGCACACAAAUAAUUCGAUAUUAAACUGAUUACGGCAGUAAGCCAAGUAUGACAUUAGUCAUGUAAACACCUUACUCUGCUUAUCUUAAUCGGCGUAAGGUCAUAAUUGAAGUAAGGAUACGCCGAUUAAAACACCGGGAUUUCUAGGCAAUCUUUUGAAUUAUUAGGACAUGUAAACGCCUUUAUCAGAGUAACAGCAGCGUAUUUAAUCUGCGCAUGUGCUAGCACGAGCAGCGCGAGCUUCCUUCUUUUGCGCAAGUGAAGUGAGUUCAGAAAAACAAGUAUUCCUCUUAGAAAUAGUUUUCACAUAUAAACUUUAUAUGUCCGAACUCAGAAUCAAAUAGGCUUCACAAAAAUAACAUGGUCGCUGUGGUAGAACAUUUAUUUUGAUUGGCGAUUUUCUGUAUUUAUCAAAGUCCCAUCAGGUAGCCUGAUUUCAAAUGUGUCCAUGUAAACAGGAUUGUUAGGGAAAUCGUUCUUCUUGCAAAGCAUGAAAUGUUUAAAUCAAACUAUUAUAUUAAUCUGACUAUUCACAAUAAUCGUAUUAUGUUGUGCAUGUAACCGUGCUUACUGUGUAUAGAGUAAGAGUUAAGUGAACGACAUUUUUGUAACUGGUUUCUCCCGUCAUAGUUUUGUCUUUGGUUAGUUGGCUAAUAUGUAUAAAUUAUUUUCGCUAUGCUCUGAUCCACAAUCCACACUGGGCAACAGUGUCGUCGAAACAAGGCAACAAGCAGGCAAAACCACUGACGUUUCCACAGAUAUGUACAGUAUGAGAUGUGGAGUAGAGCUUCAUUAAACAGUAGUGAAACAGCAGUUAUUAAAUGAGGACCGUUCUCAUAGUAAUUAUUAAUCGCAAUGUAAAUAUGUCCAUUGUGUGUUAUUUUUACUCAGGCGAUUGUGUUGCCGUACCCGGACCACCCGGUAUGCCAGGACCACCAGGACCACACGGGUUAGAGGGUUUCCCAGGUAACUUUUCCUUUAGGUUCGGUUUGAGCUUUAGAAUGCAAAACAGAAAAUGUGUCAUAUGUCCUGCAUGGUCUUUUCCUGUCAAAUUCCACAUUUAUGUUUAACUUCCUGUAUGUCCUUUUGUCUGUGCUUCAGGACUCCUAGGUCAAAAUGGAUUCACAGGUCCACUUGGAGAUGAGGGUGCCAAAGGAGAGAUAGGAGAGCAAGGCAUAGGAGGGUCUCCCGGACAUCCAGGUAAUCAUUUUGCUGCUUUAGCUGUAAUUGUAGUAUUUUUGCGCUAGUUACAGACACAUAACAUCCAAUCCCUCUACACAGGUACAUUUACUCCCACUUGUAAUGUACUAUAGUGCUUUUUAUUUUUAUUUCACCUUUAUUUAACCAGGUAGGCCAGUUGAGAACAAGUUCUCAUUUACAACUGCAACCUGGCCAAGAUAAAGCAAAGCAGUGCAAUAAAAACAACAACAACACAGAGUUACACAUGGGAUAAACAAAAACAUACAGUCAAUAACACAAUAGAAAAUCUAUAUACAGUGUGUGCAAAUGUAGUAAGUUAUGGAGGUAAGGCAAUAAAUAGGCCAUAGUGCAAAAUAAUUACAAUUAAUUAGUAUUAACACUGGAGUGAUAGAUGUGCAGAAGAUGAUGUGCAAAUAGAGAUACUGGGGUGCAAAUGAGCAAAAUAAAUAUGGGUAUGAGGUAGUUGAGUGGGCUAAUUACAGAUGGGCUGUGUACAGGUGCAGUGAUCGGUAAGCUGCUCUGACAACUGAUGCUUAAAGUUAGUGAGGGAGAUAAGAGUCUCCAGCUUCAGAGAUUUUUGCAGUUCGUUCCAGUCAUUAGCAGCAGAGAACUGGAAGGAGUGGCGGCCAAAGGAGGUGUUGGCUUUGGGGAUGACCAGUGAGAUAUACCUGUUGGAGCGCAUACUACGGGUGGGUGUUGCUAUGGUGACCAAUGAGCUAAGAUAAGGCGGGGAUUUGCCUAGCAGUGAUUUAUAGAUGACCUGGAGCCAGUGGGUUUGGCGACGAAUAUGUAGUGAGGGCCAGCCAACGAGAGCGUACAGGUCACAAUGGUGGGUAGUAUAUGGGGCUUUGGUGACAAAACGGAUGGCACUGUGAUAGACUACAUCCAAUUUGCUGAGUAGAGUGUUGGAGGCUAUUUUGUAAAUGACAUCGUCGAAGUCAAGGAUCGGUAGGAUAGUCAAGGAGGCUUUGUUGCGAAAUAGGAAGCAGAUUCUAGAUUUAACUUUGGAUUGGAGAUGCUUAAUGUGAGUCUGGAAGGAGAGUUUACGGUCUAACCAGACACCUACAGUGAGGGAAAAAAGUAUUUGAUCCCCUGCUGAUUUUGUACGUUUGCCCACUGACAAAGACAUGAUCAGUCUAUAAUUUUAAUGGUAGGUUUAUUUGAACAGUGAGAGACAGAAUAACAACAAAGAAAUCCAGAAAAACGCAUGUCAAAAAUGUUAUGAAUUGAUUUGCAUUUUAAUGAGGGAAAUAAGUAUUUGACCCCUCUGCAAAACAUGACUAAGUACUUGGUGGCAAAACCCUUGUUGCCAAUCACAGAGGUCAGAUGUUUCUUGUAGUUGGCCACCAGGUUUGCACACAUCUCAGGAGGGAUUUUGUUCCACUCCUCUUUGCAGAUCUUCUCCAAGUCAUUAAGGUUUCGAGGCUGACGUUUGGCAACUCGAACCUUCAGCUCCCUCCACAGAUUUUCUAUGGGAUUAAGGUCUGGAGACUGGCUAGGCCACUCCAGGACCUUAAUGUGCUACUUCUUGAGCCACUCCUUUGUUGCCUUGGCCGUGUGUUUUGGGUCAUUAUCAUGCUGGAAUACCCAUCCACGACCCAUUUUCAAUGCCCUGGCUGAGGGAAGGAGUUUCUCACCUAAGAGUUGACGGUACAUGGCCCCGUCCAUCGUCCCUUUGAUGCGGUGAAGUUGUCCUGUCCCCUUAGCAGAAAAACACCCCCAAAGCAUAAUGUUUCCACCUCCAUGUUUGAUGGUGGGGAUGGUGUUCUUGGGAUCAUAGGCAGCAUUCCUCCUCCUCCAAACACGGCGAGUUGAGUUGAUGCCAAAGAGCUCGAUUUUGGUCUCAUCUGACCACAACACUUUCACCCAGUUCUCCUCUGAAUCAUUCAGAUGUUCAUUGGCAAACUUCAGACGGGCCUGUAUAUGUGCUUUCCUGAGCAGGGAGACCUUGCGGGCGCUGCAGGAUUUCAGUCCUUCACGGCGUAGUGUGUUACCAAUUGUUUUCUUGGUGACUAUGGUCCCAGCUGCCUUGAGAUCAUUGGACAAGAUCCUCCCGUGUAGUUCUGGGCUAAUUCCUCACCGUUCUCAUGAUCAUUGCAACUCCACGAGGUGAGAUCUUGCAUGGAGCCCCAGGCCGAGGGAGAUUGACAUUUCUUUUUUGUUUCUUCCAUUUGCGAAUAAUCGCACCAACUGUUGUCACCUUCUCACCAAGCUGCUUGGUGAUGGUCUUGUAGCCCAUUCCAGCCUUGUGUAGGUCUACAAUCUUGUCCCUGACAUCCUUGGAGAGCUCUUUGGUCUUGGCCAUGGUGGAGAGUUUGGAAUCUGAUUGAUUGAUUGCUUCUGGCUCCCAGGUGUCUUUUAUACAGGUAACAACCUGAGAUUAGGAGCACUCCCUUUAAGAGUGUGCUCCUAAUCUCAGCUCGUUACCUGUAUAAAGGACACCUGGGAGCCAGAAAUCUUUCUGAUUGAGAGGGUUUCAAAUACUUAUUUCCAUCAUUAAAAUGCAAAUCAAUUUAUAACAUUUUUUUACAUGCGUUUUUCUGGAUUUUUUUGUUGUUAUUCUGUCUCUCACUGUUCAAAUAAAUCUACCAUAAAAAUUAUAGACUGAUCAUGUCUUUGUCAGUGGGCAAACGUACAAAAUCAGGAUGGGAUCAAAUACUUUUGUCCCUCACUGUAGGUAUUUGUAGUUGUCCACAAAUUCUAAGUCAGAAUUUACUUAUUACAUCUUAGUCCAGGUUCUAACCUCCUACUAGCUGAUGGUAAUAGUUCUGAUGGUCUGGUCCUCUCUGAGGUUUCACUGGCCCCCGUGGAGACUUGGGUCAGCCCGGCGCCAAGGGUAAACCUGGAGACCAAGGUCUGCCAGGCCAACAUGGUCGGGACGGGGAGCCCGGGGAAAAGGGACCACACGGGGAGAUCUGGGGAGCGUCAACCGGACAACCUGGAGAAGUGGGUCUUCCUGGAGAGCAGGGACCUAAAGGUUUUAGCGGAGAGCCUGGAAACGAGGGCUACCCAGGUGGGUACUACCAUAACGUACAGUGGACUGAAGUUGACAUUCAAUAAACUACAAUUUCUCCACCUUUUCAAGAGUGUUAGUGUAUAGCUAUUGUAAUGGCUUCUCUCUUCCCGUCUCUCUCAGGGAUGGGUGGCAUGCCUGGGAUGAUUGGUUUCAAGGGCGACGUGGGUCCUUCAGGUCUGCAGGGGGAGCAAGGAAGACCGGGAGCUGCUGGGAAGUACGGCUGGCCAGGUGUACCCGGACAGGCUGGAGUCCCUGGACCAACAGGAAGCAUCGGACAACCAGGUCAGACACAACUGACUAACUUCUCUUUUGGAACUUUCUUAAUUUGCUUUGAAGAGGAAGAAGCUCUUUGACUCACAGCUAAUACCCUGUGUAUUUGUAUCUUCCAGGUUUGAGCGGAGGCAGGGGUGAUCAGGGGGACCCUGGCACCCCGGGGCCCAUAGGACUGAAGGGGACACCGGGGGAGUUUGGAGGUCUGGGCGCUGAGGGAAACACCGGAGACCUGGGUGACCCUGGAGAGCCAGGACCUACAGGACACUCUGGCCUGCCAGGGUUCAAGGGUAACUUAUUAUACACAUACUAUACUAAGUGGAGUCAUGUUCUGUCCAAUGUUCUAAUUAUAGAGUUCGUGGUCACAGUAUGGUCAUACUCUGAUCACAUUCCACAUGUCAUUUCCUGAUGAGUUGAUAUGAGGAUGCAAUGUUUGCAGUGAGUAAUGCUGAAAUAUAUCGUAGCCAGAUGCCGCUGUAAGGACGUUCUUUCUGACCUGCGAUGUCACUUCCUGUUCCAGGUAUCAAAGGUUCUCGUGGCAUGUCAGGGUUUGGAGGUAUGCCCGGUGAGUCGGGCCUUAAGGGUUUCUCUGGACAGAAGGGAGAGAAUGGCAUUCCCGGCGGAUUUGGACAGAAAGGAAACAUGGGCGACUAUGGUUCAAAGGGUGAGACUGAACUGUCAUUAGAAUGGUGUGUCUUUCUGUGCUCUACCACUCUCUUUCCCUGUCUCUCUCUUUCUCUUUAUCGGAUCCUUCUAUCUGAUUGGACACUCACGCUCAACCCCGCUGUCUCCUAGGUGACCGUGGUUUGCGUGGUAUGCCAGGCGAGAAGCCCCACAUCCCUCGUCAGAUCAUCAAUGACAUGAAGGGGACCAAGGGAGAAGAUGGAACCCCAGGACAAAUAGGAUUUACUGGACCCAGAGGUGAUUCAGGCUUCAUGCCCUUCCUAUCCACCCGCUCUUCUUUAUUCACAUACUCUCAUCCUCCUCUCAUUUUCAUCCCCUCUAACCUUCCCCACUUCUCUUCUACAGGUCCUAAAGGUUUUCCCGGCGUUCCUGGUAUGGAGGGCUACCAUGGCGUUCCCGGAGACCCCAGCGAUGAGAAGGGUUUCCCAGGCAACCCAGGGGCGCAGGGACUUCCAGGGCCAAAAGGAAUGCCAGGUCCGACUGGAUCAGACGGAAUCAGCGGCUUUCCUGGGAUGUCCGGUCACAGGGUGAGACCAUGUAGUCUGGUUCCCAUUGUGUCUCUGCUGCAGCCAGCCCUCAUUAGUGUUCAUGCUAAACAUGUUAAUGUGGUGUUUCUUGUGUUUGUUUCUCAGGGGGAGAAAGGUACCCCCGGUGCCUACGGAUCUUCAGGAGAUCCAGGAGUGAAGGGGGUCAAAGGUAUGAUGCCCCCAGUCUGUCGCAAAUCUCAUAGAUGGAUAAGUACAGUACCGUAGACCACAGGAGGUUGGUGGCACCUUAAUUGGGGAGGACGGGCUAGUGGUAAUUACUGUAGCAGAAUAAGUGGAAGAGUAUCAAACACAUGGUUUCUACGUAUCUGAUUCCAUUCCAUUCGCUCCGUUACAACCAUUAUUAUGAGCCGUCCUCCCCUCAGCAGCCUCCACUGCUGUAGACGCCAGUAGUCAUCCAGACUCCACUUUCCAGCUGUUUCAACUCAGUUUAAGCUUGUCUUUGUUAAGCACUUGGACUCGAAGCAAAAGUCCCAGGACUAUUUAACAUUUAAAUAGAAGAAAGGGUGAGUAGUGAAAGGUACUGGCUGAAAUACGCCUAAUUGUUUUCUUCUCCAGGUGAGGAGGGUCCCGUAAUCGACAUGCCCGGAUCCACAGGACUGAGGGGGGAUGAUGGUUUCCCAGGGGUUCUAGGUGAGUCACUCAUUGGGGCUGGCUUCCUUCAUUUCCAUUAGGAACUAUGGACUGGUGAGAGAAAACACAGUGUACCUGGUAGUGGUAGGCCUCCACCAUAUUGAUUUUACUAUUCUAUGCUCUCAGUACAGAUGAAAAAAAUGAGUCUAAUUUGACUAAGAUGCUGUCUGAGAUGCGUUACCAUGGUAGCAGUGUUCCUGAUGCCCUCUGUCUCUCCCUACAGGUCAGAAGGGCUACAUUGGGAAUCCGGGAGACAGGGGCAGUGGUGGUUUCCAUGGUAUUGAGGGCAUGAAAGGGGGGCCGGGAGAGCCUGGCAUAGGAGGAGCUAUAGGUAAGAAACUUGACUUCCUACCGUAUUGCUCACAUUAUUAAAAUGAGUGUCAUUCAUUGCCUGUGUCUGACUGUUGUGUGUGUCUGACUGUGGUUGCUGUCUCCAGGAUCUGAUGGUCAACAAGGGUUUCCAGGCAACCAGGGUACGAAGGGAUGGCCUGGGGUCCCAGGAGAAUCAGGCACAAAUGGACAACCAGGCUUCCCAGGACAGAGAGGUACACACACACACACGCAUACACAAAAGCACAGGUGUGCACACACAACACCUUUGCCUUAUCACUGUGUUUGAUCUGCUCCUUUCUGCAGGUUUUCCUGGCCUGAAGGGUAUAUUGGGACUGGAUGGACUGAAGGGUGUGAAGGGCAUCCCUGGACUCCCAGGUCAGGAUAACUUGGGAACCCCAGGUGUUCCCGGUGCUAAGGGAGCGAGGGGUGAGACAGGUAUACCCAACUCGGAGGUCGGGACCCCAGGAUCGCUGGGUUUGAAGGGCGUUCAAGGACAACCAGGUUAGUCAUUGCUCCAAAAGACACAUUGCAUCUUUUUGUUACAAGGUUUGGAGGACAUUUAGUGUUUCAAAGUAUCUAAGACCUCCCCCUUCUCUUCUUCUCUUUGUCCCUUGUACUCAGGUGACCAGGGCCAGGUGGGACCCCCAGGGUCUCAGGGCCCCCAAGGACCACAGGGCACCUCAGACAAACCUGGACCAUCAGGAGACCCUGGCUUCCCUGGACCCAAAGGGCUGUCAGGUAUAGUAGAGUGGAGAAUGUGUGGAUUUACAGAAGAUUAACUAAGUAUUUAUCCUCUGGGAUGUGGUGUGCAUGAUGUGUGGGAUGUGUUUGGUUGGUGUGUAUUUGGUGUGCUAAUAAUGAUUGUUCUGUUUCAUAGGUUUCCCUGGGCCCCGUGGAUAUCCUGGUGCGCCCUCUCCAUAUGGAGAGAAGGGUUUAGCUGGCCAGUAUGGCUUCCCUGGAUUCACUGGUCUGAAAGGAAAGCAGGGGGAUCAGGGACCAUCAGGAUACAAAGGACAGAGCGGAGUGUCUGGGAAGAAAGGUACGGAUCAUAGAAUUAUAGUAGGCCGAGUGGGAAUUACGAAAUACAAUCCAGAAUUAUGUUUUAUUAUCCAUCAUAGAUGGCUGUCUGUUUCACAUUUGGCAAGCAGGGAUUAUUGAGCUGGUUACUUUGCACUGAAACAGUAAAAUGAGUAACAGCCAUGGUUUUUGUCCCAAAGGUGUGAAGGGAGAGCAAGGGAUGAUGGGAAUUCCUGGUAGGUCUGGUUUCCAAGGAGAUCGAGGUCCUUCUGGCCCAAAAGGAAAUACUGGACCCAUAGGUAAUGAUGUCAUCUCCCUCGGUUUGAUCUCAAUCUGCACAUCACUAUAAUUCACCUGAAAAUCACCUACACUAUUAUUAAAGUUUCUCACGUACAAACUGUGUGUGACCUGGUCUGGUCCUGCAGGUUAUCUGGGAGCCCCAGGUAACCCGGGCCCAGCCCCACUCCCCCCCAGGAUGCCAGGAGAAAGGGGUGCUCCAGGGCCUCAGGGCAUCCGAGGACCUGAGGGGGUACGAGGGGAGACUGGCCCGAAAGGACCCCCUGGAGAUCCAGGUAGGAGAAUCCAGCAGCACAACUACCUUAUAUUGUGUAACAAUAUUGUUAUAUACUUCUUUAUGUCAAAUGUUGUUCUUUAUACAAGUGCUUCUGUAGGAUUGGCUGACUUUCUUCACUGAAUGACCAUUUCCCCCUUUUUGCUUCUUCCUUACCCCUUCUUUUACCCCCAUCCCCCCUUCCCAUUUAGGCUACCUGGGCCCCCAGGGGCAGAAGGGGAUGCCAGGGGUGGGUGGCAGACCGGGUACCCCCGGGUACCGUGGGAAUGACGGAGGGAGGGGCCACCUUGGUCUUCAAGGCAUGGAAGGUAGGUACAGGAAGGCGACCAUGCCAGGGCAACAGGGCAUAUAAGGAUUACAGCAAUCAGGCCUUGAUUAAGGGAUUAAGAAUGGGAGCUCGUUUCCACCAGAGGGUUUGGGUCAGAGUGUUAUGUGUCUGAAUGAGCUGCAGGUGUUUUAUGAGAUAAAUUACCCAUGGCCUUUAGGGAUUAUUAGGUAUGUAAUUAGUUUAGUGCUGAUCUGAAAUUAAUUAAAACCUGUAUUCCAUUGACAGUUCUCAUGGUGUGACUUAUUUUACCUGAAAGCAGUGGAAAACCGUUACUAUAGGAUUUAGGCCUUCAGAGGGACCAAAAAUCUUCCAAUACGUUGUAUCAAACUCAAAAAUCUAGAAAAGAACAGAAAACAUAGCAUUACUUAAUGCGCCCGACAUUAUAUAUUCUGUAGUCGGACCAUUCUAGUUCUAGUGAAGGAGGAGCAAUGCUUAUUGACGGCAUUAUGAAUGAAUAAAACAGGCCUGGCUGCACUUUGGGCUGCUGCACACACAGAGACAGAACCGGCACAGAUGCAACAUGACACACAGCAUAAAAUAAUGCAACCAGCAAAACAAAAAACACUGUUUACACAACCUAUGGUAGCCUAACACCACUAUCACCAAUAGCAACAACAGCAGUGUCACAUCAAAGGUGACAGGCUUGUGGUGCUGAAAGGACAGCGACCGUAAUACCUGUGCACUUUUGGUAAAACACAUAGACAGGGACCCAUAGACAGCAGUCACACAUAGCAUCAAAUAAUGUUAACGAAUAAGCAGCCCAUUCACGCCAGUAGGCAUAAAAUCAUAACGAUACAAAAGCACAACCAUUUCAUUUCCAGAAUGAAAUGAACAAACCAGUUAUUACUUCCUAUUGCAAAUAUAUUUUAUCACAUUCAUCACACUAACCGGUGAUCUAAAGUUGAAAUGCAACAAUGUCAUUAUUUUCUAAGAGAUAUUGUAGAUAACAGCAAGGAAGCUGCAACAAAAACAGUGCCACUCACCAAACGAAGUUUGAAAGUUAAUUUUGAAAAAGGAGAUGCUAAUAAAUUAGCAACAACAUCCACCUUGAAGUUGAGAACAGCUGCUGCAGCCGCCGUGGCCAUUGUCACACUACAACACAAGCUAGCUAAUGUUACUUGCAUUAUGAGAAAACUACAGCUUGCACCACUGAUUAUUUGCUCUUGCGCUCACUUUUUCUUUUUACUAUCCCACCUAUUGCAAGUCAAAAUGUGAUUGGUUCAUUCCACUGUCACUCCAAAAUUCUGCUCUAAAACAGUUGAAUGGCAGAGGCCUUCUGUCCAGCUUCUAAAGGCCUAGCCAAUGGCUGGCUGAGCCAGCUCGAUUUUCCUACCCAGAGACCACCAAAGACAAAUCCUUAAUUUUUUCUCUCUUCAGUAUUAACGUAACCCUUCUCUUUCCAACACAAACUGAAGAGAUGAAAUCAGAAGAUCAUUGAAAUUAUUGUAAAGAUUAAAUAGAACAAUAUAUACAUAGAAGGCCCUCACAGUUCCCUAUUGUCUGAAAGUGUUAUUUCAUGUUAUGUUAAAUUAAUUUUAACCACACACUAAUGAAAAAGAAACGUACGAAUACAUUGCACACUAUUUUUCUCUUACACACAGAGGCAUUUAAACCUCUCUCUGACCCCUAGGACACCGUGGUAACCCAGGUACUACAGGGUUGCCUGGCAUGCCUGGACGCAGUGUGAGUGUGGGAUACCUGCUGGUGAAGCACAGCCAAUCAGAGCAGACCCCCAUGUGCCCUGUGGGCAUGUCCAAGCUGUGGGACGGCUACAGUCUGCUGUACUUCGAGGGCCAGGAGAAGGCCCACAACCAGGACCUAGGUGAGACAAAGAUAAGAACCUAAAAGACAGGAAAUUCUAAUAAAGACCACACGAUUAUUAGGUUAUACACCUAUCUAUUCAGAUUUUAUUUGAUUGGAUUGGCAGAUAGAACCAAUUAGGCUGUCUCAAGUUUGCCUGUAGUGGCUGUAACACUGUCAUCCUUUUACAGUGAGGGAAAAAAGUAUUUGAUCCCCUGCUGAUUUUGUACGUUUGCCCACUGACAAAGACAUGAUCAGUCUAUAAUUUUAAUGGUAGGUUUAUUUGAACAGUGAGAGACAGAAUAACAACAAAGAAAUCCAGAAAAACGCAUGUCAAAAAUGUUAUAAAUUGAAAAAAGGUUUUCACCCAAGAUUUGACGGUACAUGGCCCCGUCCAUCGUCCCUUUGAUGCAGUGAAGUUGUCCUGUCCCCUUAGCAGAAAAAUACCCCCAAAGCAUAAUGUUUCCACCCCCAUGUUUGACGGUGGGGAUGGUGUUCUUGGGGUCAUAGGCAGCAUUCCUCCUCCUCCAAACACGGCGAGUUGAGUUGAUGCUGACCACAACACUUUCACCCAGUUCUCAUUUACAUUACAUUUACAUUACAUUUUAGUCAUUUAGCAGACGCUCUUAUCCAGAGCGACUUACAGGUUCUCCUCUGAAUCAUUCAGAUGUUCAUUGGCAAACUUCAGACGGCCCUGUAUAUGUGCUUUCUUGAGCAGGGGGACCUUGCGGGCGCUGCAUGAUUUCAGUCCUUCACGGCGUAGUGUGUUACCAAUUGUUUUCUUGGUGACUAUGGUCCCAGCUGCCUUGAGAUCAUUGACAAGAUCCUCCCGUGUAGUUCUGGGCUUAUUCCUCACCGUUCUCGUGAUCAUUGCAACUCCACAAGGUGAGAUCUUGCAUGGAGCCCCAGGGUGAGGGAGAUUGACAGUUAUUUUGUGUUUCUUCCAUUUGCGAAUAAUCGCACCAACUGUUGUCACCUUCUCACCAAGCUGCUUGGCGAUGGUCUUACAGCCCAUUCCAGCCUUGUGUAGGUCUACAAUCUUAUCCCUGACAUCCUUGGAGAGCUCUUUGGUCUUGGCCAUGGUGGAGAGUUUGGAAUCUGAUUGAUUGAUUGCUUCUAUGGACAAGUGUCUUUUAUACAGGUAACAAACUGAGAUUAGGAGCACUCCCUUUAAGAGUGUGCUCCUAAUCUCAGCUCGUUACCUGUAUAAAUGACACCUGGGAGCCAGAAAUAUUUCUGAUUGAGAGGGGGUCAAAUACUUAUUUCCCUCAUUAAAAUGCAAAUCAAUUUAUAACAUUUUUGACAUGCGUUUUUCUGGAUUUUUUUGUUAUUAUGUCUCUCACUGUUCAAAUAAACCUACCAUUAAAAUUAUAGACUGAUAAUUUCUUUGUCAGUGGGCAAACGUACAAAAUCAGCAGGGGAUCAAAUACUUUUCCCCCUCACUGUAUAUGAAUACAUUUAUUGAAUAAUUGGUUAAUUUAAUGGUUCUAUUGAUCCCAGGUCUGGCAGGCUCCUGCCUUCCUCGUUUCAACACCAUGCCCUUCCUGUACUGCAACCCCGGAGACAUCUGCUACUACGCCAGCCGCAAUGACAAGUCCUAUUGGCUGUCCACCACCGCACCCCUUCCCAUGAUGCCUGUGGAGGAGGGCGAGAUCAAACCCUACAUCAGCCGCUGCUCUGUGUGUGAGGCUCCGUCCGUCGCCAUCGCUGUGCAUAGCCAGGACAUCACCAUCCCACAAUGCCCUGCGGGCUGGCGCAGCCUGUGGAUUGGCUACUCCUUCCUUAUGGUGAGUCUCUUGCUUCUUGUUCUAAUAUAGUCUAAAGUGGCCUCUUCUUGUCUCAUUUUCAUCUUUAUUGAUCUGAAAACGCAGGACAUGUGAAAGCAAUCUCCCCUCCCUCUCGUCUCCCCACAGCACACAGCAGCAGGUGACGAGGGUGGUGGUCAGUCUCUGUCAUCCCCUGGUUCCUGUCUGGAGGAUUUCCGCACCACUCCCUUCAUCGAGUGUAACGGGGCCAAGGGUACCUGCCAUUACUUCGCCAACAAACACAGCUUCUGGCUCACCUCCAUCGAACAGUCCUUCCAGGCCGAGCCUGCAUCCGAGACCCUGAAAGCAGGCCAGCUCCUCUCACGCAUCAGCCGCUGUCAGGUCUGCAUGAAGAACCUGUGA
Coregonus sp. 'balchen' is the source of this 49171-nucleotide messenger RNA. Lineage: Eukaryota; Metazoa; Chordata; Actinopteri; Salmoniformes; Salmonidae. The record is from the annotation of a GenBank genome assembly.